GUUCAAUGGGAUACUGCCCCAGAGAGGGACCAUCAGAGCUAUCACCACAGAGGGUAUGGUUCAGAACCCCAGCUAGCCCACAGCCUGCAGAGAAAAAGAGAGCACAUGGAGGUAAGCAGAGAAGCCUCCACACCCUACGCUUACCGGGAACACAGGAAGCUGCCAACAGCUUACCAAGCAGAGCUACAGGAGUUCCGGAAAGAGAAUGAGAAGCUGCGUAUAUCUCAACUAGCUGUACAAAGAGACUUCGCCAAGUUUGAUGGAGUUAAACAUGAAAUGAGGAAGCUUGUGGAUAAGGUCUGCAGCCUCCAGCCACUCCUUCACCCGACUGCAGCUAGCUACACCCCCACAAAGUCUACUCAACAACAAUCUGGCCCGCUGUACGAAUUGAGUCGGUUCUAACAGUACACCUCAUUUCCCCACCAGAACUAGAGGAAUAGUUCUGCGAGGAAUACAGUGAGGAGUACGAUAAUGAUGAAGAGGAAUGCGAUGAUGGUGAGUGGCCUGACCACCAUCAUGGCCUACAUAGGAAGAAUCAGAGCAGCCAGAGAAAGAACAAGUAGUAGACCUCCUGGACAAGAUGAUGAGUGAGCUCAAAGCCAUGAGUUAUCAGGCUACUUCCGCUGCUGCUAAGCAGAGCAGACCAGCAUCAGUAGUCAUGAAUCCAGGCCACCCUCCAAGAGAGGCUACACCUUCUCCAUGUCCCAGAGAGUCAAGUUACCACCCUGAUGGGGACUAUAGCCAACCUCCUCACCAGGCCAGUGCUGCACCUUCACAGCGCUACGUUGGUGCAGUGACCCGGCAGUCUUUUCCUCCAAGGGAUCACCCUCAUGCAGCAGCCUAUGAGCCACGAAGAGCUGCCAGCCAAAGGCAACCAGAGUACCCACCAGGUCGCCGACCAGGUCAGGUUCAAUGGAUACCUAGGUCAGACCCUCAACCCCAUCCGCAGCCCCCUAGAGGCUUCACCGCCACAGCAGCAGCAGUGCAGACCUACAGAGGGCCUAGGCCAACCAUCCCUAACUUCAACAGCUGAGACCCAAGUGAGUUCGCUCGACUGAUGAUUGCACUAGGGAACCUCCUGCCGGGUGACGGGAACGAGCUCUUCAAGUAUCAGAUCCUAGUGGAUCACUUAAAGCUAGAAGAAGCCUGCCUAGUGGCAGAUUCAUACCUCAACUCCCCCACGCCUUACUCAGACGCCAUGGCAGCCCUGAACGAGAAGUUUGGACAGCCACACCAUGUCACCCUGAAGAAGAUUGUGUGUGUCAUGGACUCUCCCGUUGUACGCCGUGGAGAUACAGCUGCCUUCGUUCACACGACAGGUCCUUAGUGGGCAUGCUCUGGACACUGGGUCCAGAUGGCGACAGAGCUGAUGUGUGGGUCUUAUGUGGCACGCCUACUCGGCAAGCUACCACCUGAGAUGAGUUCAGACUUCCGCCGUCGCAUAUUUCAACAGCCAGGUACCACAUACACCUUACUCGAGUUCUCAGUGGUUACAGUAUGAGUAUUGGUGUCAAGACUACGAUGGCCAGUCAUCAAGCAAAGGGCAUAAGGACAGACUAGCAGACCAUUCCUUUCCAUUGACGAGCCUUCAGAAGUACAAGCACUUGGUUGGUCUCCCCCUACAGUCGUUCAUUAACGCCAAGCCUCUAGUCAUCAUUGGUGCAGAUCAUCCUCAUUUGAUCACCCCCAUCGAACCAGUGAGGUUGGGUCCUCCGGGCGGGCCAGCAGCUGACCGGACCAGACUUGGAUAGCCGCUUCACGGUCCGGCAAGGUUGGUGGAGCAACACCUCAGGCCACAGCAGUGUUUAGUGACGUGCAUCAUUCCCCCAAAUUCUGAGUUGUUCAGGAAUGUCGAGAAGCUCUGGCAAGUUGACACCUUACCGUUCUGGAACGAGAAAGAGGUGACCCGGUCGAGGCAGGACCAGCAAGCCGUCGACCUGCUCGAGAACCAAGACUGUAUGCAUAGAGGUAGACUGAGUGUUUCGCUACGCCACCCCGCUACUGCACUAGAGAGACACGCCCUGCUUCCAAGCCCCUAAGGAAGCGGUGAUGCAAAGCCUUAGAAGGACAGAGAGAUGGCUUGCUAAGGAUCCAGAGAGAGCUGGAGCCUACAGUGCUGAGAUACAGAAGCUGGUGCAGGCAGGCUCAGUUAAGAAGUUAAGCUCCAACAUGCUCACUCAAGAAGGAGAUUCGUGGUACAUCCCCCACCACAUGGUGAGUCACAAGGGCAAGAAUCGCAUCGUAUUCAACUGCUCCUACCAGUUCCAGAGUCUCAACCUGAACGAGUCCCUGCUGCCAGGACCUACCUAUGUCACUCCUGGGAGUACUGUUGCGGUUCCGCGAGCAUGCCGUCGGGGAUCAGUGUCGACAUCAAGGAGAUGUUUCAUCAGGUCCGCCUCCUACCUGAAGAUAGGCCCCUCCUACGGUUUGUUUGGCGUGACAUGAAGAGAGAAGAGCCCCCUGAUGUCUUUGAGUGACAGGUGCUUCCCUUUGGCACCACAUGCAGCCCAUGCUGCAUCUUUGCCUUCCAGAGGCAUGUCACAGAAAAUGGUGAGCCUGUCGAAGAUAUUCGGUUCUCUGUAGAAAGGUGCUUCUCUGUAGAAGGGUGCUUCUACAGACAGCCAGUGGACAAGUUACGAGAGCCCUGGCAUCUGGCGGGUUCGAGCUACACAAGUGGGACAGCAACAUGCCAAGUAUCAUCAAUCACCUACCAAAGGAGGCCAGAACAGACAACCUCGAGCUUUGGUUCGCCUAAGAGAAAGAAGAUUGAGUCUACCCUAGGCCACAGCUGGCACUGUCAGUCAGACACCUUGGGGUACAAGCUUCGAGCCGUGGACUAUGGAGUGCCGACCAUGCGGAAUGUGUACAAGGUUCUCACCAGCCAGUACAUUCAUUCUGCCGUACACCACCUGAGCGAAACUGUUGGUCCAGCGUCUCUGGGAUAAACAUUGGGACUGGGAUGACCCUCUUCUCCCUCAAGAUCUACUCCAGGCUUGGAACAAUUGGGAAGGAGAGCUACAGAUCCUGCCACGCAUCACCCUGCCUAGGUGCUAUGUACCUGCAGAUGUCGACCAGUUGAGUGUCACCAGAGAGGGCCAUGUGUUCUGCGAAGCUUCAGAGAAGGCCUACGGGUGAUAGUCAGAAGAUAGUCCUUGCAAGACCGACCUGUCCUUCCUGAUGGCCAGGUCCAGAGUUGCUCCUAAUCGACUACAUUCCAUGCCAAGACCCGAGCUAUGUGCAGCCGUCACUAGAGCCCAGCUUGCCAAGCUGCUAGAGAAAGAGCUUACCUUUAAAAAUCAACCAGACCACCCUGUGGACAGAUUCCACAACCGUGCUGAUGUGGCUGCAGUCGGAAUCCUUCCACUUCAAACCUUUUUUAGGCACCCGGGUGGCUGAGCUUCAAGAACUUACAGACCUCUGUGCAUGGCGCUAUGUGGAUUCGGCGAGGAAUCCCACAGAUGACAUCGAGAUGCAAGACUCUGAAAGACCUUGCGGAGCUCAACAGAUGGCGCCAAUGACCAUCAUUUCUCCUUCAAAGUCCAGAUGAGUGGCCAGCUAAGCCAAAAGCUCAUCCUGAAGAGGACACGUCUGAACUCCGGAAGCCCACCUUCUGUGGUGUCACUGCAAUUGCUGGUCCCCAAGACCCAGAUGUGAGCCAGUGUACCACCUGGAAGGAGCUUCUAGGACAUGCUACAGUUCAUCCUAUCGUCCUCGAUCCUGGUCAUCCAUCCACUAGACUCCUGAUCCAAGAUUACAACAGCCGUAUGUGCCAUCCCGGCCCUGAGAGGGUGUUUGCAGAGAUCCGCCGCACCUUUUGGAUCCUCCGUGGGUGGGAAGCCAUCCGUCGCUUCCAGCACACCUGCACAGAAUGCCGUAGAUGGAAAUCCAGACCUGCUGUCCCCAAGAUGGCUGACCUGCCAGCUGCUCGCCUGCACCUCUUCAAGACAGCCUUCCACUCCACAGGCAUGGACUGCUUCAGGCCUGCCGUAACCCCUCCCAAGAGCCCUUAGCCUUUCUCAGGAGCAAAUUGACGUCGCAAUUUGGGGGUGGCUGGACGAAAGACUAUUGAGAGUAAAUAUUAGUUCAUCAUAGGAGCGCUGUAGCUUCGCCCACCGGUGAUGUGGAGCAGAGAAUGCUGGGCAAUAUAACUGAGGAGAAGGAAGUAACUAGAGAAAGUACACACGCCAAGUGAUAAGUUCCAGCCAUCUCCUGUGAUUACCUUUAGUUAGCAUUCUUUGUUUUAGCCAAGGCCAGUGUGCGUCCUUCAGAAAUCUCACACACUCUUAGUUAACACAAUUGUCAAGCCAUACACUGUGCUGUGCCGUUCCUGCUCUAUGUGAAUCAGCGUCAUAAAACUACCUCAACUGGAAUUUACAUUUACGUCAUUUAGCAGACGCUCUUGUCCAGAGCGACUUACAAAUUGGUGCAUUCACCUUAUAGCCAGUGGGAUAACCACUUUACAAUUAUUAUAAAGACAUUUUUUUUAUUUUUUUUAUAUAAUAUAUAUAUAUAUAUUUUUUUUUAUUCUACCUGUCUGUCAUCUGUGCCCUUACAAGCACCUGGGAGAGAACACAUAGUGCUACGAAAACGCUAACAAUAUACAGUAGUGGUCAAAAGUUUUGAGAAUGACACAAGUAUUGGUCUUCACAAAGUUUGCUGCUUCAGUGUUUUUAGAUAUUUUUGUCAGAUGUUACUAUGGUAUACUGAAGUAUAAUUACAAGCAUUCCAUAAGUGUCAAAGGCUUUUAUUGACAAUUACAUUCAGUUUAUGUAGAGAGUCAAUAUUUGCAGUGUUGACCCUUCUUUUUCAAGACCUCUGCAAUCCACCCUGGCAUGCUGUCAAUUAACUUCUGGGCCACAUCCUGACUGAUGGCAGCCCAUUCUUGCAUAAUCAAUGCUUGGAGUUUGUCAGAAUUUGUGGGUUUUUGUUUGUCCACCCGCCUCUUGAAGAUUGACCACAAGUUCUCAAUGGGAUUAAGGUCUGGGGAGUUUCCUGGCCAUGGACCCAAAAUGUCGAUGUUUUGUUACCCGAGCCACUUAGUUAUCACUUUUGCCUUAUGGCAAGGUGCUCCAUCAUGCUGGAAAAGGCAUUGUUUGUCACCAAACUGUUCUUGGAUGGUUGGGAGAAGUUGCUCUCAGAGGAUGUGUUGGUACCAUUCUUUAUUCAUGGCUGUGUUCUUAGUCAAAAUUGUGAGUGAGCCCACUCCCUUGGCUGAGAAGCAACCCCACACAUGAAUGGUCUCAGGAUGCUUUACUGUUGGCAUGACACAGGACUGAUGGUAGUGCUCACCUUGUCUUCUCCGGACAAGCUUUUUUCCGGAUGCCCCAAACAAUCGGAAAGGGGAUUCAUCAGAGAAAAUGACUUUACCCCGUCCUCAGCAGUCCAAUCACUGUACCUUUUGCAGAAUAUCAGUCUGUUCCUGAUGUUUUUCCUGGAGAGAAGUGGCUUCCUCGCUGCCCUUCUUGACACCAGGCCAUCCUCCAAAAGUCUUUGCCUCACUGUGCGUGCAGAUACACUCACACCUGCCUGCUGCCCUUCCUGAGCAAGCUCUGCACUGGUGGUCCCCCGAUCCCGCAGCUGAAUCAACUUUAGGAGACGGUCCUGGCGCUUGCUGGACUUUCUUGGGCGCCCUGAAGCCUUCUUCACAACAAUUGAACCUCUCCCCUUGAAGUUCUUGAUGAUCCGAUAUAUGGUUGAUUAGGUGCAAUCUUACUUGCAGCAAUAUCCUUGCCUGUGAAGCCCUUUUUGUGCAAAGCAAUGAUGACGGCACAUGUUUCCUUGCAGGUAACCAUGGUUAACAGAGGAAGAACAAUGAUUUCAAGCACCACCCUCCUUUUAAAGCUUCCAGUCUGUUAUUCUAACUGAAUCAGCAUGACAGAGUGAUCUCCAGUCUUGUCCUCGUCAACACUCUCACCUGUGUUAACCAGAGAAUCACUGACAUGAGAUCAGCUGGUCCUUUUGUGGCAGGGCAGAAAUGCAGUGGAAAUGUUUUUUGGGGAUUAAGUUCAUUUUCAUGGCAAAUAGGGACUUUGCAAUUAAUUGCAAUUCAUCUAAUCACUCUUCAUAACAUUCUGGAGUAUAUGCAAAUUGCCAUCCUAAAAACUGAGGCAGCAGACUUAGUGAAAAUGAAUAUUUGUGUCAUUCUCAAAACUUUUGACCACGACUGUACAGUCCAACAGGUCCUCCACUUCAGAUUGUGUAUGUGUGCCAUUGAGGUAAGAGUGCCUUUGAAUGGGGUAUGGUAGUAGGUGCCAGGCGUACCAGUUUCAGUGUGUCAAGAACUGCAACGCUGCUGAGUUUUUCAUGCUCAACAGUUUCCCGUGUGUAUCAAGAAUGUUCCACCACCCAAAGGACAUCCAGCCAACUUGACACAACUGUGGGAAGCAUUGGAGUAAACAUGGGCCAGCAUCCCUGUGGAACGCUUUCUACACCUUGUAGUCCAUGCCCUGACGAAUUGAGGCUGUUCUGAGGGUAAAAUGGGUGCAAGUCAAUAUUAUGAAGGUGUUCCUAAUGUUUUGUACACUCAGUGUAUAAUAGCUUAGAUUGAAAUGAACGGAUUGAUGUCAAUUGUUGUUUUAUAUAUCAGUUCAUAGACCGAUGCCAAGGGAUUGCGACUUCCAAGACCUGUUCCCAACUGACUUGAAUUUUAUGCGGCGUAGCUUUUAAUGAGAAUGACAGAUCUAUAACUCAAAUUUCUAUGUGAAUUUGCUCGGGUUGCCAAAAAAGUUACAUAUUGCAGCUUUAAAGUCAAAAGGUUUGACAGCUUUGCUGCAUAAAAUUGAAGUCGCUGCAUUAAUUUCUAACUUGUCAAUGUUUUAAUUGGAUCAGAUUUUUAUAGCUCAUAUUUCAAUGGCCAUAAUGAACAAAUAUGGUGACCUUGUUUUAGUCCUAUUGACAAUUCAAAGUUCUCAGAGAAGUAAACAUUGUUCAUGAAUUAUUAUACAUAACCUUUACCCAUCCUAUAAGAUUCUCUGAAGUUGAAAAAGUCUUGGCACUUAUAAAUGAAUUCUCAAAAUCUGGAUGACAAGCCCCCCCAUCCACAGGUCACUGAAUGGUUUGAUGAGCAUGACAAUGAUGUAAACCAUUUGCCAUUGCAAUCUCAGUUACCAGAUCUCAACCCAAAUGAACACUUAUGGGAGAUUCUGGAGUGGCGCCUGAGACAGCGUUUUCCACCGCCAUCAACAAAAAACUAAUUAUGACAUUUCUCGGGAAGAAUGGUGUCUCAUCCCUCCAAUAUUGAAGAGGUUUUGGGCCUCAACUUUUAAGAGACUUGUUUUUUGUACUGUCCCCCCGGAUGCUGCUUCAUUCAGUUGGAGAAACAUUUUUUUGACUUCAUUCUCCAUUUGUAGAAAAAUUCUGUAUGAUCUAUGUUGAAGGUUCAAGAAGAACUUAGCAUUUUUUUGUUUAACUGAGUCAGGUUUGUUGGCCUCCUUGCUCGCACACACUUUUUCAGUUCUGCCCACACAUUUUCUAUAAGAUUGAGGUCAGGGCUUUGUGAUGGCCACUCCAAUACCUUGACUUUGUUGUCCUUAAGCCAUUUUGUCACAACUUUGGAAGUAUGCUUGGGGUCAUUCGAUGAUGGUGUUCUUCGGCUUGCAAGCAUUCCCCUUUUUCCUCCAAACAUAUGGUGGUCAUUAUGGCCAAACAGUUCUAUUUUUGUUUAAUCAGACCAGAGGACAUUUCUCCAAAAAGUACGAUCUUUGUCCCCAUGUGCAGUUGCAAACCGUAGUCGGACUUUUUUAUGGCGGUUUUGGAGCAGUGGCUUCUUCCUUGCUGAGCGGCCUUUCAGGUUAUGUCGAUAUAGGACUCGUUUUACUGUGGAUAUAGAUACUCUUCACAAGGUCUUUUUGCUGUUGUUCUGGGAUUGAUUUGCACUUUUCUGCACCAAAGUACGUUCAUCUCUAGGAGACAGAACGCGUCUCCUUCCUGAGCGGUAUGAUGGCUGCAUGGUCCCUUGGUGUUUAUACUUGCGUACUAUUGUUUGUACAGAUGAACGUGGUACCUUCAGGCAUUUGGAAAUUGCUCCCAAGCAUGAACCAGACUUGUGGAGGUCUACAAUUUUUUUUCUGAGGUCUUGGCUGAUUUCUUUUGAUUUUCCCAUGAUGUCAAGCAAAGAGGCACUUAGUUUGAAGGUAGGCCUUGAAAUACAUCCACAUGUACACCUCCAAUUGACUAAAAUGAUGUCAAUUAGCCUAUCAGAAGCUUCUAAAGCCGUGACAUCAUUUUCUGGAAUUUUCCAAGCUGUUUAAAGGCACAGUCAACUUAGUGUAUGUAAACUUCUGACCCACUGCAAUUGUGAUACAGUGAAUUAUAAGUGAAAUAAUCUGUCUGUAAACAAUUGUUGGAAAAAUUACUUGUGUCAUGCACAAAGUAGAUGUCCUAACCGACUUGCCAAAACUAUAGUUUGUUAACAAGAAAUUUGUGGAGUGGUUGAAAAACAAGUUUUAAUGACUCCAACCUAAGUGUAUGUAAACUUCAGACUUCAACUGUAUCUACAGUACAAAAUCCAUGUGUGUGUAUGCAUGUGUCUGUGCCUAUGUUUGUGUUGCUUGACAGUCCCCGCUGUUCCAUAAGGUUUUUUUUCUUCUGUUUUUUAAAUCUAAUUUUACUCUGUGGAUCAGUUACUUGAUGUGGAAUAAAGUUCCAUGUAGUCAUGGCUCUAUGUGGUACUGUGCGGCUCCCAUAGUCUGUCCUGGACUUGGGGACUGUGAAGAGACAUCUUGUGGGGUAUGCAUGGGUGUCCGAGCUGUGCGCCAGUAGUUCAGACAGACAGCUCGGUGCAUUCAACAUGUCAAUACCUCUCAUAAAUACAAGUAGUGAUGAAGUCAAUCUCUCCUCCACUUUAAGCCAGGAGAGAUUGACAUGCAUAUUAUUAAUAUUAGCUCUCUGUGUACAUCCAACGGCCAGCCGUGCUGCCCUGUUCUGAGCCAAUUGCAAUUUUCCUAAGUCCUUUUUUGUGGCACCUGACCACACGACUGAACAAUAGUCCAGGUGUGACAAAACUAGGGCAUGUAGGACCUGCCCACUUUAUUAUGGACAGACUUCUGCCCAUCUUAGCUACUGUUGUAUCAAUAGGUUUUGACCAUGACAGUUUACAAUCCAGGGUUACUCCAAGCAGUUUAGUCAUCUCAACUUGCUCAAUUUCCACAUUAUUUAUUACAAGAUUUAGUUGAGGUUUAGGGUUUAGUGAAUUAUUUGUCCCGAAUACAAUGCUUUUAGUUUUAGAAAUAUUUAGGACUAACUUAUUCCUUGUCACCCGCUCUGAAACUAACUGCAACUCUUUAAGUGUUGCAGUCAUUUCAGUCGCUGUAGUAGCUGACAUGUAUAGUGUUGAGUAAUCCGCAUACAUAGACACUCUGGCUUUACUCAAAGCCGGUGGCAUGUCAUUAGUUAAGAUUGAAAAAAGUAAUGGGCCUAGAAAGCUGCCCUGGGGAAUUCCUGAUUCUACCUGGAUUAUGUUGGAGAAGCUCCCAUUAAAUAAUACCCUCUGUGUUCUGUUAGACAGGUAACUCUGUAUCCACAAUAUAGCAGGUGGAGUAAAGCCAUAACACAAGUUUUUCCAGCAGCAAACUAUGAUUGAAAAUGUCAAAAGCCGCACUGAAGUCUAACAAAACAGAACCCACAAUCUUUUUAUCAUCAAUUUCUCUCAGCCAAUCAUCAGUCAUUUGUGUAAGUGCUGUGCUCGUUGAAAGCAUGCUGAAAGUUUGUCAAUUUGUUGACUGUAAACUAGCAUUGUAUCUGGUCCCCCAAAAAAAAAUUCAACAGUUUGCUAAGGGUUGGUAACAGGCUAAUUGGUCGGCUAUUUGAGCCAGUAAAGGGGGCUUUACUAUUCUUAGGUAGCGGAAUGACUUUUGCUUCCCUCCAAGCCUCGGGGCACACACAUUCUAGUAGGCUUAAAUCGAAAAUAUGGCAAAUAGGAGUGGCAAUAUCGUCCGCUAUUAUCCUCAGUAAUUUUCCAUCCAACUUGUCAGACCCCGGUGGCUUGUCAUUGUUAAUAAUUUUUUCACCUCUUCCACACUCACUUUACGGAAUUCAAAAUUACAAUGUUUGUCUUUCAUAAUUUGGUCAGAUAUACUUGGAUGUGUAGUGCCAGCAAUUGCUGCUGGCAUGUCAUGCCUAAGUUUGCUAAUCUUGCCAAUGAAAAUGUUUUAAAGUAGUUGGCAAUAUCAGUUGGUUUUUUUGAUGAAUGAGCCAUCUGAUUCAAUGAAUGAUGGAGCUGAGUUUGCCUUUUUCCCCAACAUUUCAUUUAAGGUGCUCCAAAGCUUUUUACUAUCAUUCUUUGUCAUUUAUCUUUGUUUCAUAAUGUAGUUUCUUCUUCUUUUUAUUCAUUUUAGUCACAUGAUUUCUCAAUUUGGAAUACGUUUGCCAAUCGGUUGUGCAGCCAGACUUAUUUGCCAUUCCUUUUGCCUCAUCCCUCUUAACCAUAAAAUUUUUCAAUUCCUCACCAAUCCAUGGUGGAGUUUUUACAGUCAUUUUCUUAAGAAUAAGCACUUUCAUAAAUGUGUCAAGUGCAGUGUCUGUUUGCUCCUCAUUACACACCACGGACCAACAUAUAUUCUUUACAUCAACAACAUAGGAAUCACUACAAAACGUAUUAUAUGACCUCUUAUACACAAUAUUAGGCCCAGCCUUUGGAGAUAUGGCUACUAUAUUGUGAUCACUACAUCCAAUGGAUUUGGAUACUGCUUUCAAACAAAUCUCUGCAGCAUUAGUAAAGAUAUGAUCAAUACAUGUUGAUGAUUUAAUUUCUGUGCUGUUUGUAACUACCUUGGUAGGUUGACUGAUAACCUGAACCAGGUUGCAGGCACUGGUUACAGUUUGAAGCUUUCUCUUGAUUGGGCAGCCUGAUGAAAGCCAGUCAAUAUUUAAAUCACCCAGAAAGUAUACCUCUCUAUUGAUAUCACAUACAUUAUCAAGCAUUUCACACAUGUUAUCCAGAUACUGUCUGUUAGCACUUGGUGGUCUAUAGCAGCUUCCCACCAGAAUGGGCUUUAGGUGAGGCAGAUGAACCUGUAGCCAUAUUACUUCAACAGUAUUUAACAUGAGAUCCUCUCUAAUCUUCACAUGAAUGUGGUUCUGAAUAUAAACAGCAACACCUCCACCAUUGGCAUUUCUAUAUUUUCUGUAACUGUUAUAACCUUGUAUUGCUACCACUAUCAUCACAUGUAUUAUCUAAGUGAGUUUCAGAAUAUGAAUGUCAUCUGUUACUAGCAAAUUAUUGAUUUAAUGAGCCUUGUUUCUUAAGCUACAUAUGUUAAUGUAGGCUAUUUUGAGCACUUUUAUUCUGGGAUGCGUACUUGUUUUUAUUGCUUUACUAGGAAGCUUAGCAGCAGCAGAUGUGCUCAUGUUCUUUAUGUUAGUGCACGGUGAGCUGCACACCGUGGACUUCUUCCUAGGGUACACUGGCUCAGUGCUAACAGUAUAAAUCUGGUUCUUUGGCACAUGAGAUUUAUACUGAUUUAUACUUCAGAGGCAUUCAGGGCAGUUAGAGGGACAUAAAUUAGGUUACUUAUAUUGGGUUCAACAGCUGUGCUGCAAAUGUCUCCCUGCUGUUGCUGAACUCUCGUAGCUCUGUAGCCUUGUUUACUUGUAGUAGGCUUGUGACAGCGGCCCUGUAAUGGUUUACUACUGCUGUGUCUCCCACCAGGCCACUAUGACUACAAUUAUGGCUACAAGGCCUACAACGGGAAGGACGGCGCCUACGGACAGAAGUUUGGCGCUCCAGUGACCUACUACUACGACAACAUGAGCAGCAAUGACCUGUACUCAGUUGACCAGGACCUGCUUAAGGACUACGUCAAAAGGCAGAUGUGAGUACUACCUACCGUUGGUUACUUUGCUUUAAAUGUACUUCCAUUGGUUACUACGCUUUAUAGGUCAAAGUUUCAAGAGGAAGCAGAUGUCACUGAUAUUUUGUUCAGCCUUGGAAUAGUGUAAUAUAAUAUAUAGAAGCCAUUUAGCAGACACUUUUAUCCAAACCGACUUAAUCAUGCAUGCAUUCAUUUUCAUAUGGGUGGCCCCAGAAUAUAACAUGGAAUCGGAAUCAAGGUGUAAAUACAUAGGCCUAUACUAUUUCCAUGAUGAAAUUCCAUCGCCAAUACAACUGGUUACAAUUGAAAUGCCAUUCAUCUCCAACUCAAACGAAACUGAGAACUUAGGCAAAUAUUUAGUCUGAACACUUUUCCCACAUAUCAUUGUACUCCCUGACAAAGGCUUUGUUGAAAGUUUUUUAAGUUUUUUUCUUCUAUUGAACAUGCCUUCAUAAUAAAGGCAUUUUAAUCAUAGGAAGAGUACCUUGAUCCUCCUUGUUUUUGGACUUUCCGCAUCUCUCCGUAGUGAGUACUACUUCAGCCUUGACAACCUGGAGCGGGACUUCUUCCUGCGCAGGAAGAUGGACCAGGAGGGCUUCCUGUCCCUUGGCCUGAUCGCCAGCUUCCACAGGGUGCAGGCCCUCACCACUGACGUCAACCUCAUCGUAGAGGUACACUAUGUUCCUGAUUUACAUGUUUAUAUAGCCAGAUGGCUUUAGUCUCAGAACUAAAAUAAGUUUCUAUGCCUCAUCAGCUGUAUAAUUUGUAUGUAAUUCAAGGCUUUUCAUUGAGCUUUGACUUGUAAAAAACAGUUUCUGCAGACCAUACUUCAUAGGACUGAUCUCUCUUGAAAAAUAGAAACAUCGAUGUUAAAUAUCUAUCUACACACCCCUUAAAAUGUGUGGAUAUGGCUAUUUGAGCCACACCCGUUGCUGACAUGUGUAUGAAAUCGAGCACACAGACAUGCAAUCUCCAUAGACAAACAUUGGCAGUAGAAUGGCCUUACUGAAGAAAUUAAAUGGGUUUCCAUGGCUGAGCAGCCGCACACAAACCUAAGAUCACCAUGCGCAAUGCCAAGUGUCGGCUGGAGUGGUGUAAAGCUUGCCGCCAUUGGACUCAGGAGCAGUGGAAACGCGUUCUCUGGAAUGGUGAAUCACGCUUCACAAUCUGGUAGUCCAACAGACAAAUCUGAGUUUGGCAGAUGCCAGGAGAACGCUACCUGCCCCAAUGCAUAGUGCCAACUGUAAAGUUUGGUGGAGGAGAAAUAAUAAUCGUCUGGGGCUGUUUUUCAUGGUUCGGGCCAGGCCCCUUAGUUCCAAAGAAGGGAAAUCUUAAUGCUACAGCAUACAAUGACAUUCUAGACGAUUCUGUGCUUCCAACUUGUGGCAACAGCUUGAGGAAGCCCAUUUCCUGUUUCAGCAUGACAAUAUACCCGUGCACAAAGCGAGGUCCAUACAGAAAUGUUUUUUUGAGAUCGGUGUAGAAGAACUUGACUGGCCUGCGCAGAGCCCUGACCUCAACCCCAUCGAACAACUUUGUGAUGAAUUGGAACGCCGACUACGAGCCAGGCCUAAUCGCCCAACAUCAGUGCCUGACCUCACAUGCUCUUGUGGCUGAAUGGAAACAAGUCCCUGCAGCAAUGUUCCAACAUCUAGUGGAAAGCCUUCCCAGAAGAGUGGAGACUGUUAUAGCAGCAAAGGGGGAACCAACUCCAUAUUAAUGCCUAUGAUUUUAGAAUGAGAUGUUCGACGAGCAGGUGUCCACAUACAUUUGGUCAUGUAUUUUGUGUAUAUAUAUAUAUAUAUAUAUAUAUAUCACUACCGGUCAGAAGUUUUAGAACACCUACUCAUUCAAGGGUUUUUCUUUGUUUUUUCUACAUUGUAGAAUAAUACUGAAGACAUCAAAACUAUGAAAUAACACAUAUGGAAUCAUGUAGUAACCAAAACAUUUUGUUAAACAAAUCAAAAUAUAUUUGAGAUUUCAGAUUCUUCAAAUAGCCACCAUUUGCCUUGAUGAUAGCUUUGCAGACUCUUGGCAUUCUCUCAACCAGCUUCACUUGGAAUGCUUUUCCAACAGUCUUGAAGAAGUUACCACAUAUUCUGAGCACUUGUUGGCUGCUUUUCCUUCACUCUGCGGUCCGACUUGAUUUGGUUGAGGUUGGGUGUUUUUGGAGGCCAGGUCAUCUGAUGCAGCACUCCAUCACUCUCCUUCUUGGUAAAAUAGCCCUUACACAGCCUGGAGGUGUUUUGGGUCAUUGUCCUGUUGAAAAACAAAUUAUAGUCCCACUAAGCCCAAACCAGAUGGGAUGGCGUAUCGCUGCAGAAUGCUGUGGCAGCCAUGCUGGUUAAGUGUCAUCACAGACAGUGUCACCAGCAAAGCACCCCCACACCAUAACACCUCCUCCUCCAUGCUUUACGGUGGGAAAUACACAUGUGGAGAUCAUCCGAUCAUCCACACCGCUUCUCACAAAGACACAGCGGUUGGAACCAAAGAUCUCAAAUUUGGACUCCAGACCAAAGGACACAUUUCCACCGGUCUAAUGUCCAUUGCUCGUGUUUCUUCGCCCAAGCAAGUCUCUAUUUCUUAUUGGUGUCCUUUAGUAGUGGUUUCUUUGCAGCAAUUCGACCAUGAAGGCCUGAUUCACACAGUCUCCUCUGAACAGUUGAUGUUGAGAUGUGUCUGUUACUUGAACUCUGUGGAGCAUUUAUUUGGGCUGCAAUUUCUGAGGCUGGUAACUCUAAUGAACUUAUCCUCUGCAGCAGAGCUAACUCUGGGUCUUCCAUUCCUUUGGCGGUCCUCAUGAGAGCCAGUUUCAUCAUAGUGCUUGAUGGGUUUUACGACUGCACUUGAAGAAACAUUCAAAGUUCUUGACAUUUUCCUUAUUGACUGAACUUCAUGUCUUAAAGUUAUGAUGGACUGUCGUUUCUCUUUGCUUAUUUGAGCUGUUCUUGCCAUAAUAUGGACUUGGUAUUUUACCAAAUAGGGCUAUAUUCUGUAUACCACCCCUACCUUGUCACAACACAACUGAUUGGCUCAAAUGCAUUAAGAAGGAAAGAAAUUCCACAAAUUAACUUUUAACAAGGCACACCUGUUAAUUGAAAUGCAUUUCAGGUGACUGCCUCAUGAAACUGGUUGACAGAAUGCCAAGAGUGUGAAAAGCUGUCAUCAAGGGAAAGGGUGGCUACUUUGAAGAAUCUCAAAUAUAAAAUAUGUUUUGAUUUGUUUAACACUGUUUUGGUUACUACAUGAUUCCAAAUGUGUUAUUUCAUAGUUUUGAUGUCUUCACUAUUAUUCUACAAUGUAGAAAAUAGUAAAAAUAAAGAAAAACCGUUGAAUGAGUAGGUAUUCUAAAACGUUUGACCAGGUGUGUGUGUGUGUGUGUGUGUGUGUGUGUGUGUGUGUGUGUGUGUGUGUGUGUGUGUGUGUGUGUGUAUAUAUACAUUACAGUUCAAAAGUUUGGGGUUACUUAGAAAUGUCCUUGUUUUUGAAAGAAAAGCCAUUUUUCUGUCCAUUAAAAUAACAUAACAUUGAUCAGAAAUACAGUGUAGACAGCUGGAAACGUCUGAUUUUUAAUGGGAUAUCUACAUAGGCGUACAGAGGCCCAUUAUCAGCAACCAUCAGUCCGGUGUUCCAAUGGCACGUUGUGUUUGCAAAUCCAAGUUUAUAAUUUUAAAAGGCUAAUUGAUCAUUAGAAAACCCUUUUGCAAUAAUGUUAGCACAGCUGAAAACUGUUGUGCUGAUUUAAAGAAGCAAUAAAACUGGCCUUCUUGAGACUGGUUGAGUAUCUGGAGCAUCAGCAAUUGUGGGUUUGAUUACAGGCUCAAAAUGGCCAGAAACAAAUAACUUUCUUCUGAAACUCGUCAGUCUAUUCUUGUUCUGAGAAAUGAAGGCUAUUCCAUGCGAGAAAUUGCCAAGAAACUGAAGAUCUCGUACAACGCUGUGUACUACUCCCUUCACAGAAUAGCGCAAACUGGCUCUAACCAGAAUAGAAAGAGGAGUGGGAGGCCCCGGUGCACAACUGAGCAAGAGGACAAAUACAUUAGUGUCUAGUUUGAGAAAGAGGCGCCUCACAGGUCCUCGACUGGCAGCUUCAUUAAAUAGUACCCGCAAAACACCAGUCUCAACGUCAACAGUGAAGAGGCGACUCCGAGAUGCUGACCUUCUAGGCAGAGUUGCAAAGAAAAAGCCAUAUCUCAGACUGGCCAAUAAAAAGAAACGAUUAAGAUGGUUAGUCUGAGAUAUACACAGUACCAGUCAAAGGUUUGGACACACCUACUCAUUUUUCUUUAUUUUUACUAUUUUCUACAUUGUAGAAUAAUAGUGAAGACAUCAAAACUAUGAAAUAACACAUAUGGAAUCAUGUAAUAUCCAAAGAAGUGUUAAACAAUAUUUGAGAUUCUUCAAACAGCCACCCUUUGCCACACUCGGCAUAUCCCUCAACCAGCUUCAUGAGGUAGUCACCUUGAAUGCAUUUCAAUUAACAGGUGUGCCUUCUUAAAAGUUGUGGAAUUUAUUUCCUCCUUAAUGUGUUUGAGCCAAUCAGUUGUGUUGUGACAUGGUGGGGGGGAAUGCCAAUAGUGUGCAAAGCUGUCACGAAAAUAUAUUUUGAUUUGUUUAACACUUUAUUGGUUACUACAUGAUUCCAUACGUGUUAUUUCAUAGUUUGGAUGUCUUCACUAUUAUUCUACAUUGUAGAAAAUAGUAAAAAUAAAGAAAAACCCUUGAAUGAGUAGGUGUGUCCAAACCUUUGACUGGUAAUGUAGGUUUUAACGACCUCCGCUUUAGGCGAUCUGAGAAACUUAGGGAGGACUAUACCAAAUGUUUUGGAGAGAGAGAAUAAUUUUCUCUGUCCCCCUCCCGUGCUAUUGAAGGGGUUUGGAACGUUUCAGCCGACUCGUUGACCUGAACGAGUAUCUGAUGAAACUUUGCAACGACAGGAAUGUCUCCUUUUGUGACAACUUUGAUUUGCUGUGGGAGCAAAAAGCACUUUUUAAAAGAGACUGGAUUCACCCCAACCACCGGGGUUCCAGGAUUAUUUCCAGCAACAUUGUGAACUGUUUUAGAGACUGAUGGACAGGGUCUGGUAGUUCUCCAGUCCUCGCUAUCAGAAUAAGCAACAGGGGACUUGGUAAGCAUAUCAACUCCUAUAGGAAUGGCACUAUGGUUAUUGUGAGUAACCUAGUUGAUGUUUCGCUGUCUGCGCCUUCUAGUGAGUUUAUACAAACCGUCAUCUCCUACCAUUCUGAUAGAUUGGAGUCUGUCAGAAAACCUUGUUUUAACAUUAAAAAUGUGGUUGUUAUUCCAUUGGUUACCUCGAGGCUGGUGCCCCAGGGGCAGUGUGGCCCACACUCAUUGAAUAUGGCGCUUUUAAAUGUUAGGUUUUACUAGUGAUGGCUCUUUCUCGUGAAUGACUUAAUUUCUGAGCGCAAAGUAGAUUGCAUGUUUCUCACUGAAACAUGACUGUUUUCAGAUUAUAUUGGCGCUCUUAUUAAAGCCUCCUUUACUACAGCUUUUCAUACUCUAUCAGAAAAGGGAAAAGGGUGGGGGGACACCCUUUAUUUUUACUAGUGCUCUCAACUGUAAGGACAAUUCGUUUGGCGACUUGAGGUCUUUUGAGCAUCAUGCUAUACUGUUUAAAUGUCAGCCACCAGUGCUGGCUAUAACCCUUUAUAGGCCACCAAAGCACUGCCCCACUUUCUUUCCUGAUUUCUCUGAACUAUUGUCUAUUGAGUGUCCUUGAGAACCAUGAUACAAUCAUUGUGUUGGCUGAUUUUAAUAUUCAUGAUGACAGACUGACUCCAAGGCCAUUGCAUUUAUGAGUCUUUUGAGCUAUAUGGACUUUAUCCAACAUGUUACUGGGCCCACCCAUAAAAGUGGCCAUACUCUGGACCUGGUUGUUACCAAUGGGCUUUCUAUUGACAUAUCCUCUAUUGAGGAUGUUGCUUUAUUUAAAUGUGCUGACUUUGCGGCAGAUAACAAACAAUAGGCUGGCUAUCAGUUAAGCAAGACCUGAUGAGAAGUUUAUGUGCCCUAGCCUACCACGCAAAGGCAUAUGGAUUUAUAUUUUCCCUGGUUGACACAGACAUUCUCAGGAAAGUGAUAUCACAACUUAAGCCUUCUACUUGCCUUCUCGAUCCUAUCUCCACCACUUUCUUCAAAACAGUUCUUAAUUGCAUAUCUGAAGAAAUGCAAGCUAUUGUUAAUCCCUCCCUCUUCACAGGCACUUUCCCCACUGCACUAAAAAUUGCUAUGGUCAAACCUAAAGAAAAGCAAUCUAGAUUCUUCAGCUCUUAGCAAUAUCCGCCCAAUCUCCAGCCUUAGUUAAAGUGGUAAAUGAUCUUAGAGCCAACACAGAUGCCAAACAGCUCUCUGUCCUUGUACUCUUGGAUUUAAGUGCUGCAUUCGACACUGUUGACCCAUGAUGUCCUUCUGGUCAGACUGGAGAGGUGGGUUGGCCUCUCCAGUCCAGUUGUGAAUUUGUUUAGGACCUAUUUAACCGGUCGAGAGUUUCGUCACCGUUUGUGGACAUAACUCAGUGAAAAUUGAUAUCACGUGGCGUUCCACAAGGUUCGAUUUUGGGUCUGUUACUGUUCAGUUUAUAUCUGUUACCCCUUGGCAGCGUUAUCAGAAAGCACAGCAUUAAUUGUCACUGCUACACAGGCGAAACACAACUUUACAUUUCUGUGUCACCAGAGGAUUUUAGCUCCACAAAUAAAUUGUUAGACUGUAUUGGUGAUUUAAAUACUUUGAUGGCUCACAACUUCCUCCAGCUAAAUCAAGACAAGACUGAGGUACUUAUUAUUGGAGCCAAAGCACAGAGAGAGAAUCUGGCCUCACACUGGCAAUAAAGAUAGAACACCAAGUAAAAAACCUAGGUGUAAUUUUAGAUUCUGAACUCAAUUUUGAAUCACACAUUAGGAAUGUAACCAAAAUAGUUAUUUACCACCUGAGGAACAUUGCCAAGGUGCAGCCAUUUCUCUCUCAGACUGAUACAGAGAGACUCAUCCAUGCUUUUAUUACAAGCAGGCUUGACUACUGUAAUCCUCUCCUGUCUGGUCUACCCAAGAAAGCUUUUGAUCAACUGCAAAACAUACAGAAUGCUGCAGCACGGGUACUGACCAAGACCAGACGGAGAGCACACAUUCCACCAGUUUUAAGGUCUCUGCACUGGCUGCCUGUAAUUGUUAUAAUUAAUUUAAAAAUUAUUUUAUAAUCGUUUUAAUCAAUCCACAAUUGUGCACCCCAAUACAUAAUAUAAUAUCAGACAUGCUUUUUAGCUAUGUACCCAGUAGGUCCCUCAAGUCCUCUGGCACUGGCCUUUUCCCAAAGCCUAGGGCCAAGAGGCAUGGAGAGGCAGCCUUUAGUUACUAUGCCACCAGCCUGUGGAAUAGCCUGCCAGAGAACCUGAGGGGGGAUGAAACUCUGGACAUAUUUAAAAGGGAUCUUAAAACACACCUUUUUAGCUUUACUUUUCCUUUUUAGUCUUUGUUUUUAUUGUUAUUAUAUAUAUAUUUUUUCCCUCUGUUAAAUAUUUCCGUUUUUUUAAUUUGAAUUUUUAUUAGUUUUUUUUCCUGUGAAGCACAUUGUGUUGCAUCCAUGUCUCAGUGCCUUCGGAAAGUAUUCAGACCUGUUGACUUUUUCCACAUGUUGUUACGUUACAGCCUUAUUCUAAAAUGGAUUAAAUAAAAAAUUUCCCUCAGCAAUCUACACACAAUACCCCAUAAUGACAAAGCGAAAACAGUUUUUUAGAAAUGUUUGCAAAUGUAUAAAAAAUUAUAAACAGAAAUCCCUUAUGUACAUAAGUAUUCAGACCCUUUGCUAUGAGACUUGAAAUUGAGCUCAGGUGCAUCCUGUUUCCAUUAAUCAUCCUUGAGAUGUUUCUCAACUUGAUUGGAGUCCACCUGUGGUAAAUUCAAUUGAUUUGACAUGAUUUGGAAAGGCACACACCUGUCUACAUAAGGUCCCACAGUUGACAGUGCAUCUCAGAGCAAAAACCAAGCCAUGAGGUCAAAGGAAUUGUCUGUAGAGCUCCGAGACAGGAUUGUGUCGAGGCACAGAUCUGGGGAAGGGUACCAAAACAUUUCUGCACCAUUGAAGGUCCCCAAGAACACAGUGGCCUCCAUAAUUCUUAAAUGGAAGAAGUUUGGAACCACCAAGGCUCUUCCUAGAGCUGGCUUCCCUUAUUUUUGCUUUGUCGUUAUGGGGUGUUGUGUGUAGAUUGAGGACAAAAAACAAUUUAAUACAUUUUUGAAUAAGGCUGUAACGUAACAAAAUGUGAAAAAAGUCAAGGGGUCUGAAUACUUUCCGAAGGCACUGUAAACAAAGCUUGAUUUGAUGAUGGGAUGUUAAUUGCUUAAUUAACUCUGGAACAACACCUGUGUGGAACCACCUGCUUUCAAUAUACUAUAUAUCCCUCAUUUACUCAAGUUUAUCUUGAUUUUGGCAGUUGCUUGUAGAUGCAUACUAUUUAAUUGUGUUUCAUACCCUCAACACUUUUAAAAAUCUACCCGUAGUCUUUGAAGGACAGCAAAGAGGUGGAAAUCAUUGACACGAAGAUCCGUCGGAAGGUGGAGCCGGAGAAGUGGCCUCUUCCUGGCCUGUCCAUGGGACCGGACCACAACCAGGUGGACCUGACCCAGCUCAUCCACUGCCCCGAGUUCGUGCCCCGGCAGAUGCCAACUGAGCAGACCGGUAUAGUACCUAUACGCCUUAGCCAGCCACACACUAUACAACUGAUUGGGACUUAGCUAUGCAUAUUCACUAUCAAAACGGGUGGCUAUACAUUCAACCAUCUAUUUCACCUCUCACUAUCAAAACAGGUACAGUGUCGUGAAAAGUGUUUGCCCCCUUUCUGAUUUUCUCUAUUUUUGCAUAUUUCUGACACUGAAUGUUAUCAGAUCUUCAACCAGAACCUAAUAUUAAAUAAAGGGAACCCGAGUGAGCAAAUAACACAAAAUGUUGAUACUUAUUUCAUUUAUUUAUAGUGCCUUUAGAAAGCAUUCAUACCCCUUGAGUUAUUCCACAUUUUGUUGUUACAGCUUGAAUUCUAAAAUGAUUAAAUACAUUUUCUUUCUCACCCAUCUAAACACAAUACACCAUAAUGACAAAGUGAAAACAUUGUUUUUAGAAAUGUUUGCAAGUUUAUUGUAAAUGAAAUACAGAAAUAUCUCAUUCACAUGUAUUAACAUCCCUGAGUCAAUACAUGUUAGACUCACCUUUGGCAGUGAUUACAGCUGUGAGUCUUUCUGGGUAAGUCUCUAAGAGCUUUGCUAACCUGGACUGUACAAUAUUUGCACAUGUAUUAUUUUUAAAGUUCUUCAAGACAUUUUCAAGUCUUACCAUAGAUUUAAAAGUUGAUUUAAGUCAAAACUGUAACUCGAUAAGCAACUCCAGUGUAUAUUUGGCCUUCUGUUUUAGGUUAUUGUCCUGCUGAAAGGUGACAUUUGUCUCCCAGUGUCUGUUGGAAAGCAGACUAAACCAGGUUUUCCUCUAGGAUUUUGCCUGUGCUUAGCUCUAUUGCUUUUAUUUCCCCCCCCAAAAAAACUCCCCAGUCAUUUCCAAUGGCAAGCAUACCCAUAACAUGAUGCAGGCACAACCAUGCUUGAAAAUAUGAAGAGUGGUACUGAAGAGUGGAUUUGCCCAAACAUAACACUUUGUAUUCAGGGCAUAAAGUUUAUUUAUUUGCCACAUUUAUUGCAGUUCUACUUAAGUGCCUUAUUACAAACAGGAUGCAUGUUUUGGAAUAUUUUUUUUCUGUACAGUCUUCCUUCUUUUCACUCUGUCAUUUAGGUUAGUAUUGUGGAGUAACUACAAUGUUGCUGAUCCAUCCUUAGUUUUCUCCUAUCACAGCCAUUAAACUCUGUAACUGUUUUAAAGUCACCAAUGACCUCAUGGUGAAAUCCCUGAGCGCUUUCCUUCCUCUCCGGCAAAUGAGUUAGGAAGGAUGCCUGUAUCUUUGUAGUGACUUGGUGUAUUGAUACACCAUUUAAAGUGUAAUUAAUAACUUCACCAUGCUCAAAGGGAUAUUCAAUGUCUGCUUUUUUUAUUUGUACCCAUCUACCAAUAGGUGCACUUAUUUGCGAGGCGUUUGAAAUCUCCCUGGUCUUUGUGGUUGAAUCUGUGUUUGAAAUUCACUGCUCGACUAAGGGACCUUACAGAUAAUUGUAUGUGUGGGGUACAGAGAUGAGGUAGUCAUUCAAAAAUCAUGUUAAAACAAUAUUAUUGCACACAGAGUCCAUGCAACUUAUGUGACUUGUUAAGCAAAUAUUUACUCCUGAACUUAUUCAGGCUUGACAUAAGAAAGGGGUUGAAUACUUAUUGACUCAAGACAUUUCAGCUUUUCAUUUUUCAUUAAUUUGUAAAAAAGUAAACAAAAAAUAAACGGAAUUCCACUUUCACAUUAUGGGGUAUUGUGUGUAGGCCAGUGACACAAAAUAUACAUUUUAUCAAUUUUACAUUCAGGCUGGAACACAACAAAAUGUGGAAAAAGAAAGUGAAUACUUUCUGAAGGCACUGUAAUUAACAAAGUUAUGCAACACCCAAUGCCCCUGUGUGAAAAAGUAAUUACCCCCUUACACUCAAUAACUGGUUGUGCCACCUUUAGCUGCAAUGACUGCAACCAAAUGCUUCCUGUAAUUGAUGAUCAGUCUCUUAACAUCCCACUCUUCCAUGCAGAACUGUUUUAACUCAGCAACAUUUGUGGGUUUUUGAGCAUGAACUGCUCGUUUCAGGUUCUGCCACAACAUCUCAAUCGAGUUUAGGUCUAGACUUUGACAUUGCAGAACUUUACAUUUGUUGGUUUUCAGCCAUUCACAUGUAGACUUGCUUGUGUGUUUUGGAUCAUUGUCUUGCUGCAUGACCCAGCUGUGCUUCAGCUCACGUACGAAUUACCUGACAUUCUCUGUUAAAUCUCUCUGAUACAGAACACAAUUAAUGGUUCCUUCAAUUAUGGCAAGUCGCCCAGGUCCUGAGGCAGCAAAGCAUCCCCAGUCCAUCACACUACCACCACCAAGCUUGACCAUUGGUAUGAGGUUCUUACUGUGGAAUGCAGUGUUUGGUUUUUGCCAGACAUAAUGGGACAUAAAGUUGUAUUAAGUUUGCCAAAAAGCACAUGGAUGAUCGACAAGACUCCUGGAAGAAUGUUCUAUGGACAGAUUAGUCCAAAUUUGAACUUUUUGGACGGUCAGGAGACUGAAAAGAUUAGGUAUGGACUCUCUCAGAUCCUCAAAGUUCUUCACCAUUGAGAGCGUCUUGACUGGCUGCAUCACCGCUUGGUACGGCAACUGCAAGGCACCCGACAACAAGGCGCUUACAGAGGGUGGUGAGUAUGUUCCAGUACAUCACUGGGGCCCAGCUUCCUGCCAUCCAGGACAUCUAUACCAGGAGGUGUCUGAGGAAGGCCCCAAAAAUUGUCGAAGACACCAGCCACCUUAGUCAUAGACUGUUCUCUCUGCUACCGCACGGCAAGCGGUACCAGUGCACCAAGUCUGGAACUAACAGGACCCUGAACAGCUUCUACUCUCAAGCUGUAAGACUGCCUUAACAAGGCUGAUAAAUAGCUAAUCAAAUUGAUACCCGGACUACCUGCAUCACCCUUUCUUGAACUAACUCUCUCUUGCACUGACUCUAUCCACAUUCACUGGACUCUACCCACACACAUAUACUUACACUGACACCCCAACACACACACACACUAUAUAUAUAUAUAUACAAAAGUAUGUGGACACCCCUUCAAAUUAGUGUAUUCUGCAUUUCAGCCACACCUGUUGCUGACAGGUGUAUAAAAUCGAAGACACAGCCAUGCAAUCUCCAUAGACAAACAUUGGCUGUAGAAUGGCCUCUCUGAAGACCUCAGUGACUUUCAAGGUGGCACUGUCAUAGGAUGCCACCUUUCCAACAAGUCAGUUUGAGAAAAUGUCUGCCUUGCUAGAGCUGCCAAGAUCAACUGUAAGUGCUGUUAUUGUGAAGUGGAAACAUCUAGGAGCAACAACGGAGCGCCUGGAAGUGGUAGGCCACACAAGCUCACAGAAUGGGACCGCCGAGUGCUGAAGUGCGUAGUGCUGUUGCAGCUGUCCUCUGCUGCAACACUCACUACCGAGUUCCAAACUGCCUCUGGAAGCAACGUCAGCACAAUAACUGUUCAUCGGAAGCUUCAUGAAAUGGGUUUCCAUGGCCGAGCAGCCGCACACAAGCCUAAGAUCACCAUGCGCAAUGCCAAGUGUCGGCUGGAGUGGUGUAAAGCUUGCCGCCAUUGGACUCUGGAGCAGUGGAAACGCGUUCUCUGGAGUGGUGAAUCACGCUUCACCAUCUGGCAGUCUGACGAACAAAUCUUGGUUUGGCGGAUGCCAGGAGAACGCUACCUGCCUGAAUGCAUAGUGCCAACUGUAAAGUUUGGUGGAGGAGUAAUGGGUCUGGGGCUGUUUUUCAUGGUUUCGGCUAGGCCCCUUAGUUCCAGUGAAGGGAAAUCUUAACGAUAUAGCAUACAGUGUGUUCGGAAAGUAUUCAGACCCCUUGACUUUUUCCAAAUUGUUACGUUACAGCCUUAUUCUAAAAUUGAUGAGAAAAAUAUAUAUUUUAAUCACACAAUACACCAUAAUGACAAAGCUAAAACCGUUUUUUUGUAGAAGGUUUUGCAAAUGUAUUAAAAAUACAAAACGGAUACUUGAUUUACGUAAGUAUUCAGACCCUUUGCUAUGAGACUCGAAAUUGAGCUCAGGUGCAUCCUAUUUCCAUUGAUCGUCCUUGAGAUGUUUCUACAACAUGAUUGGAGUCCACCUGUGGUAAAUUCAAUUGAUUGGACAUGAUUUGGAAAGGCACACACCUGUCUAUAUAAGGGCCCACAAUUGACAAGAGCAAAAACCAAGCCAUGAGGUCAAAGGAAUUGUCCGUAGAGCUCCGAGACAGGAUUGUGGUGAGGCACAGAUCUGGGGAAGGGUAUCAAGAAUUGUCUGCAGCAUUGAAGGUCCCCAAGACCAGUGGCCUCCAUCAUUCUUAAAUGGAAGCAGUUUGGAAACACCAAGACUCUUCUUAGAGCUGGCCGCCCGGCCUAACUGAGCAAUCGGGGAAGAGUGGCCUUGGUCAGGGAGGUGACCAAGAACCUGAUGGUCACUCUGACAGCUCCAGAGUUCCUCUGUAGAGAUGGGAGAACCUUCCAGAAGGACAACCAUCUCUGCAGCACUCCACCAAUCAGGCCUUUAUGGGAGAGUGGCCAGACGGAAGCCACUCCUCAGUAAAAGGCCAUGACAGCCCAGCACCUAAAGGACUCUCAGACCAUGAGAAACAAGAUUCUCUGGUCUGAUGAAACCAAGAUUGAACUCUUUGGCCUGAAUGCCAAGCGUCACGUCUGGAGGAAACCUGGCACCAUCCCUACGGUGAAGCAUGGUAGUGGCAGCAUCAUUCUGUUGGGAUGUUUUUCAGCGGCAGGGACUAGGAGACUAGUUGGGAUUGAGGGAAAGAUGAACAGAGGAGAGUACAGAGAGAUCCUUGAUGGAAAUGCUCCAGAGCCUCAGGACCUCAGACUGGGGUGACGGUUCACCUUCCAACAGGACAACAACCCUAAGCACACAGCCAAGACAACGUAGGAGUGGCUUCGGGACAAGUCUCUGAAUGUCCUUGAGUGGCCCAGCCAGAGCCUGGACUUGAACCAGAUUUAAACAUCUCUGGAUAGACCUGAAAAUAGCUGUGCAGCGAUGCUCCCCAUCCAACCUGACAGAGCUUGAGACAAAUACAGGUGUGCCAAGCUUGUAGCGUCAUACCCAAGAAGACUAAUGUAAUCGCUGCCAAAGGUGCUUCAACAAAGUACUGAGUAAAGGGUCUGAAUACUUAUGUAAAUGUCAUAUUUCAGUUUUUUUAUUUGUUAUACAUUUGCAAGAAAAUCUACACCUGUUUUUACUUUGUCAUUAUGGGGUGUUGUGUGUAGAUUGAUGAGGGGAAAACAUUAUUUAAUUAAUUUUAGAAAAAGGCUGUAACGUAACAAAAUGUGGAAAAAGUGAAUGGGUCAGAAUACUUUCCGAAGGCACUGUAGCUACCUCAAAUCAAAUUUUAUUGGUCACAUACACAUAUUUAGCUAAAGUUAUUGCGGGUGUAGCGAAAUGCUUACCUCGUACCCCUGCACAUCGCUUUGUUACUGUAUAUAGCCAUGUUAUUGUUAUUCGUUAUUCAAUGAAUAAGGCUUGAUUUCAAUGGUAGAAAAAUCCCUGGUUUGGUUGCAGUCAUUGCAGCUAAAGGUGGCACAACCAGUUGAGUGUAAGGGGGCAAUUACUUUUUCACACAGGGGCAUUGGGUGUUGCAUAACUUUGUUUAUGAAAGAAAUGAUAGCAGUAUCAAUCAGAGUAGGCUAGUGGGAGGAGCUAUAUAAAUGGAAUGGUACCUAACACAUGGAAACAGUGUGUUUGACUCUGUUCCAUUGAUUCCAUUCCAUCCAUUACAUUGAGUCCAUCCUCCUAUAGCUCCUCCCACCAGCGUCCACUGCUAUCAACAUGUUGUGUUAUUCGUUCACUCAGUCACUCUCUACGUGCUAGUUUCUCACUAUCCACUUUCAGCAUCACAACACUCAGGUGAAGGCUAAAUGCCUCCAUACGUUGGCUCAGUUGGAGCAGAGCCCAGACACCUGUGUUCCCUAAGGACAGCGGUAUACAGUAUAAUACCGUGAGAUGUAAAACCGUUGGAUAAAAGGGCUUAUUUCUUACUGCUCCUCUGUGAGGACACUGAUUCAGUCAAGUGCUCUCCUGCUGUGUGUCUAAUAGACAAUGAUUAGAAAACACUGAUUCAUUAAUCAGGUAGGACUGGUAGGUAGGUCAUGGGUAUGAGAGGUAGCAGUGUCUGCGUCCCAAGCAGCACACUAUAAAUGGAAUAGGGUGCUAACUAAGUCCAUCAGGUAGUUCAAGGGGAUUGAAAGGUAGCUGAAAUAGAGUGAGCUUACUCUCACUAGUCCACUCUGUAGGCUUGUCUAGUCUAGUGUUCACCUAUAGUCAAUCUAAUCGACAGAGUCUGCUCCAGGGUCUCCCCGGUCCUCCACGCCCACCGGGGGAAUGACCAGGGCCUCCAUGCAGCCCAAGAUGGAGCAGGACGUGUCCAACCUGAAGAGUAUGCCGAAGGGACUGUCGGCCAGCCUGCCCGACCUGGACUAUGAGUCCUGGAUCGAGGUGAAGAAGAGACCCAGGCCCUCCCCGGCCAGACCCAAGGUGAGUGGAGCUGAAUAGAUCUGACCUGAUUGUCUAUUGGCCUUCCUCUACCGUUAUCCAGUCACUCUGUGGCCAGUUGAGUUGUCUGGCAUUGAAAGAGUAUACAGCAUAAUGGCUCUCACCUCUCUCAUCCAAGACCAUUAUCCUACAUGAGGCUUGUGAUAGCUGUAAAAAAAAAAAAAAAAAGAUAUCUCUAUAACAAAUAUUGAAUGUCGGUUCUAUUUGAUUAGGACUCUAUAAAAUCUGAUUUUUUUCCCCCUAAAUUAAAUUUUCUCCGUUUUGUUUUUCCAGGUUUCAGAUUUUUACUUUUUGUAAUAAGUUCAAUACUUCAAUAUUGUUGAAUUCCAUUUUAAUGUCCGUGAUUCCAUCCACGUUCUCCGCAUCGCAGAUUUUAUAGGGUCCUACAUGAUGUAUUCCUAUUUGAGUGUUCUGUCUCGUCGCAUUCUGAAUAAGCCCCUGAAGUUAGUCUUGGAGAUCCCGUUUGCCGGUUUUUAUUUCAGCAUUCACUUUCAGUCAAUGAAUGAAUGCUAUGGAUAUACGCGCAAUUGAGCAUUGUCAUGCUUGCAACAAAACCCAAUGCUUGUAACAUGAUGGUUGCAACAAAUACCUGCUUACGAAGGCUUCUUUCAGGAUCAACUUACUUACAAUUUAUGACCUAAUGUAGCAUUUCAAAUGGCACCAUAUUCCUUAUUUAGGGCACUACUUUGGACCAAAGCGCUUGUUAAAAGUAGGGCACUACAUAGGGAAUAGGUUGCCAUUUGGGGUAUGUUCAAUAUGUUAGUGUGCAUCGCCAGUCCAUUUCCCCUGCCUGUGGUGUUAUCUAGUCAUCUCGCACCCUCGUCAUGGUGACCCUGCCUGUAUACAGUAUGACUGCCUGCCUGCUCCAUACCUCUACAUUGCCCUUUCUCUACUUCCUUGUCUCCCUCUUCACUUUGGCAUCCGUCCAUCCCUCCACGCCUCCUCCCCUGGGCGUUAACUGAUGGUAGACCCCUUCGUUGCAGCAGAAGGAAGAUGCUCGCUCUCCUGUGCCCCAGGCUGGCCUCAGCCUGGUCUCCUCCACCUCCUCAGCCCAGGCCAUGACAGCCAAGGAGGAGCAGGACGAGCCCGAGGAGCUGGACUUCAUGUUCGACGAGGAGAUGGAGCAGAUGGACGGCCGCAGGAACACAUUUACCGACUGGUCCGACUCGGACUCGGACUGCGAGAUCGCCGACAACGACGUCAACAAGAUCCUCAUUGUGACACAGACGCCGCCCUACCUGCGCAAGCACCCAGGGGGCGACCGAACGGGCCACCACACGUCACGCUCCAAGCUGACCAACGAGCUGGUGAAGGUGAUCAACGACGGCCUGUACUACUACGAAGCGGACCUGAGGGAUGACAACUACGAACCCGAGUACGCCACCAUCAAGGUCAGUCCCUUUUACUUUGACUUCAACUCUGUAGUCAGGUAGCAAGCACUCUUAUCUAGAAUAGGUGCAUUAAUUUAAGGACUGUAAAGAUGGAUAUCAGAAUGUUCCAUAGGGAGUAACUAAGUAUUUGGGAACAGCCUAAGUAAUUCCAGAUUUUCCAGUUAAAUGAGGCAUGUGCCUAGUUUCCAUCAGGCCCGGAAACCAUUUAAAGAAAAUACACUCUGUUGUGCAAGUCACCAUUCGGAGAUAAAGAAAAACAACAACAAAUAGACAAUAAUAAACAAAACCAUUAUGAACAACCGCGUAUCACUGAUAUACCUUAAGUGGGCUAUUCUGACAAGUUCCGGGUGUCCAUUCUGGCUGCAGUGUGUGUGUGUGCGUGUUGUCCCCGCUCCCAUUGUGGCAGGGCUCUUUGUGCCGUUCACAUGCCCCCCAUCCAGUGGUGUGGGGGGGGGGGGGACACUGUCUUGCUUAUGAAUAAACCCUACAUGGCCUGCCUCUGCCUAGCAAAGGGCUCUGUGGAGUGGGUUUCAGGGGGGAAAAUGGCUUUUCAGAUGUCUUCAGCGAUUACUUGGUCAGAGAUGGCCAGCGUUUCAAAUGUAAGUCUUGUUUCCUAGGUUGCAUCCAAAGUGGAACCCUAUUUCCUAUUUAGUGCACUACUUUUCACCAGAACUCUAUGGGCCCUGUUCAAAACUAGUGCACUAUAAUAGGAUGUCAUUUGGGACAAAAGCUCAGUGUAUGCAAGUCAAGUUCUAGUUUAGUUCCUAUAAUUUUGUUGCUAUUUUUAUACCACUUUUGUCUUUCAGUAAAGUUGAGGGUUCUGUGUUGUGUUUGGAGGUUGUUACUGUUGACAAAGCCUCAGUUUGAAAUGGACUGGAAUUAAAUUAUAGUUUGAUGAAGGCUCUAAGUUAAUAUAGCCUAUUAGUAUUAUUGGCCACCAUGCCAUGUUGGUGUGUGUCCAACCGUCGCCAAACCUUUGAAGAAGGUACAGUUGAAGUCGGAAGUUUACAUACACUUAGGUUGGAGUCAUUAAAACUUGUUUUCAACCACUCCACAAAUUUCUUGUUAACAAACUAUAGUUUUGGCAAGUCGGUUAGGACAUCUACUUUGUGCAUGACACAAGUAAUUUUUCCAACAAUUGUUUACAGACAGAUUAUUUCACUUAUAAUUCACUGUAUCACAUUUCCAGUGGGUCAGAAGUUUACAUACACUAAGUUGACUGUGCCUUUAAACCGCUUGGAAAAUUCCAGAAAAUGAUGUCAUGGCUUUAGAAGCUUCUGAUAGGCUAAUUGACAUAAUUUGAGUCAAUUGGAGGUGUACCUGUGGAUGUAUUUCAAGGCCUACCUUCAAACCCAGUGCCUCUUUGCUUGACAUCAUGGGAAAAUCAAAAGAAAUCAGCUAAGACCUCAGAAAACAAAUUGUAGACCUCCACAAGCCUGGUUCAUCCUUGGGAGCAAUUUCCAAACGCCUGAAGGUACCACGUUCAUCUGUACAAACAAUAGUACGCAAGUAUAAACACCAUGGGACCACGCAGCCAUCAUACCGCUCAGGAAGGACACGCGUUCUGUCUCCUAGAAAUGAACGUCCUUUGGUGCGAAAAGUGCUAAUCAAUCCCAGAACAACAGCAAAGGACCUUGUGAAGAUGCUGGAGGAAACGGGUACAAAAAUAUCUAUAUCCACAAUAAAACGAGUCCUAUAUCGACAUAACCUGAAAGGCCGCUCAGCAAGGAAGAAGCCACUGCUCCAAAACCGCCAUAAGAAAGCCAGACUACGGGUUGCAACUGCACAUGGGGACAAAGAUUGUACUUUUUGGAGAAAUGUCCUCUGGUCUGAUGAAACAAAAAUAGAACUGUUUGGCCAUAAUGACCAUCGUUAUGUUUGGAGGAAAAAGGGGGCUGCUUGCAAGCCGAAGAACACCAUCCCAACUGUGAAGCACGGGGGUGGCAGCAUCAUGCUGUGGGGGUGCUUUGCUGCAGGAGGGUCAGGUGCACUUCACAAAAUAGAUGGCAUCAUGAGGAAGGAAAAUUAUGUGGAUAUUUUGAAGCAACAUCUCAAGACAUCAGUCAGGAAGUUAAAGCUUAGUUGCAAAUGCUUCUUCCAAAUGGACAAUGACCCCAAGCAUACUUCCAAAUUGUGGCAAAAUGGCUUAAGGACAACAAAGUCAAGGUAUUGGAGUGGCCAUCACAAAGCCCUGACCUCAAUCCUAUAGAAAAUCUGUGGGCAGAACUGAAGAAGCGUGUGCGAGCAAGGAGUCCUACAAACCUGACUCAGUUACACCAGCUCUUUCAGGAGGAAUGGGACAAAAUUCACCCAACUUAUUGUGGGAAGCUUGUGGAAGGCUACCUGAAACGUUUGAUCCAAGUUAAACAAUUUAAAGGCAAUGCUACCAAAUAUUAAUUAAUAUAAUAAUAAUAAUAAUAUGCCAUUUAGCAGACGCUUUUAUCCAAAGCGACUUACAGUCAUGAGUGUAUGUAAACUUCUGACCCACUGGGAAUGUGAUUAAAGAAAUAAAAGCUGAAAUAAAUUAUUCUCUCUACUAUUAUUCUGACAUUUCACAUUCUUAAAAUAAAGUGGUGAUCCUAACUGACCUAAGACAGGGAAUUUUUACUAGGAGGUCAGGAAUUGUGAAUUAAAUGUAUUUGGCUAAGGUGUAUGUAAACUUCCGACUUCAACUGUACAUUAUGCUACAUAGAUCAUUUUUGAUUACAGCCGAUUUCCUAUUUCCCCCAACUUUUGUUUGACUCUUGAAGAAGAAAAAACAGUUUUUUUGACAUGCAAUGAGGUAGUGUAAAUGAUCACAUGAUCAAAUAUUUUGCUUUUUGAAUAUUCAUCACCUAGUCUGAUAUUGAUAUUGGGAGGAUUUAUCGGACACAGAUAAAGGCUAGUCCUGGACUAAGUAGAGGUCUCUGGAUCUGAACGGACCCGAGGACAAUCGGACCCAACCCAAUCAUAAAAAAUAAAAUGCCGACUGAACGGGCCAGAGAAUAAUCAGACCCGAACCCAAAUGGACCCGAAGACAACUCAACCUAGACCUGACCCGUACCCUAACGGAUCCGGGUCUAGAUUGGGCCAUCUAUAAGUCAAUAAAUACACCUUAUUAGCGUAAAAUAAAUAUGCUAUAGGCUAUGCAGAGCCAUGGUCAGGUCCAUUCGGGUCCACCCAGGUCUAUCAGCUGUAGUUACAUAGACCCGGUGACAAUCAAACAGGACCUGGUCUCGAGGGACAAGUUAGAAUUUCAGACCCAAUCGGGCCCGGGUUGGGUCUUGGGUAUAUCGGGUCAACCCGGACCCGUGAAGACCUCUACUAAGAAGCACUUUCAAUGGAGAAUCUCCAUUGAACAUACUUUUUAUUCUAGGACUAGACUUAAUCUACCUCCCUGAAACGAACCAGCCUAUUGAGUUUGACCACCACUGUCUCACUGAGCCUCCCUGUCAUGUGAUUGUCUCUGCAGCAAGAGGUGGAAAACUUCAAGAAGGUUCACCUGAUCAGCCGAGAGGAGUUUGACUGCCUGACCCCAGAAACCCCCGUCGACCCCAACCAGGAGGUGCCCCCUGGACCCCCAAAGCCCCAGCAGAGUGAGUACCACAGACACGGACAAGACGUGCACACACACCUACACGGACGAGACGCAGACCUCUCACUAAGACGGGGGUCACACAGCUAUGGCUUAAUCAAGUGCGAAGCACAACCACUCUACUGAACCAACAUUGGGAAAUAACACCAGAUAUAGAGAGCAGAAUAAUUCAUUGGAAUAAGUUGGAAGUGUCUCCAAGUGGGAAUGGUUCUAUGGCUUUACAACACACACCGACAAGCUAUAGGAAUACCUCCACAUAGGACACUGAUCUUAUUCAUGUGCAUAUUGAAAUUGAAGCUGUGAUACAGAAAUGACCCAUAUGAACAUCUGUGUUCCAGAGAUCACUCGUGACUCUCAUCUCUCAGUUCCCGUAGACGCCUUGGCGAACAAACUUUUCGGUGCCCCUGAACCUUCCACAAUAGCACGCUCCCUCCCGACUACUGUGCCUGACUCGCCCAACUACCGCAGUGCCCGGACACCCCGCACGCCUCGCACCCCGCACCGGAAGGACCCCGCCAUGACGCCCCGCUUCUACCCCGUUGUGAAGGAGAGCUGGCCCGUUGACGCCAAGGUAAGAACAGUUAGUUUCUGCCAUUUUGCUUAGACUCGCCCAGAUCCUGUAGAUCUACCAGGGUACAGUUGUCUAUUGGUUAUUGAUUUUGACAUAUCCAACAUCUGUGAGGCGGCACACUGAUCCUCUGUUUAUGCUAAUACGUUACAUCUGUGAGGCGGCACACUGCUCCUCUGUUUAUGCUAAUACGUUACAUCUGUGAGGCAGCACACUGCUCCUCUGUUUAUGCUAAUACGUUACAUCUGUGAGGCGGCACACUGCUCCUCUGUUUAUGCUAAUACGUUACAUCUGUGAGGCAGCACACUGCUCCUCUGUUUAUGCUAAUACGUUACAUCUGUGAGGCGGCACACUGCUCCUCUGUUUAUGCUAAUACGUUACAUCUGUGAGGCGGCACACUGCUCCUCUGUUUAUGCUAAUACGUUACAUCUGUGAGGCGGCACACUGCUCCUCUGUUUAUGCUAAUACGUUACAUCUGUGAGGCGGCACACUGCUCCUCUGUUUAUGCUAAUACGUUACAUCUGUGAGGCGGCACACUGCUCCUCUGUUUAUGCUAAUACGUUACAUCUGUGAGGCGGCACACUGCUCCUCUGUUUAUGCUAAUACGUUACAUCUGUGAGGCGGCACACUGCUCCUCUGUUUAUGCUAAUACGUUACAUCUGUGAGGCGGCACACUGCUCCUCUGUUUAUGCUAAUACGUUACAUCUGUGAGGCGGCACACUGCUCCUCUGUUUAUGCUAAUACAUUACAUCUGAAACUGCCGACUAGGGAUGGAUUAGGGUCUGGGACUGCUGUGGUUCUCUGCUGUGGGUACUGUGUGGUUAACUGUACUCUCUCUAUCCCCCUCCCUCUCCAGACCCCCAGGAAAAGGAAGACCAGGCACAGCUCCAACCCCCCCAUGGAGUGCCACGUUGGCUGGGUGAUGGACUCGCGAGAGCACCGAUCUCGCACUGCCUCCGUCAGGUGAGACAAGUCCACUCUCAUCUCCUGUGGUAUUGCUAACGUGUACACUUUAAUUGUUCAUUCUACUACAUUUUUACAUUUUUACAUUUUAGUCAUUUAGCAGACGCUCUUAUCCAGAGCGACUUACAGUUAUCACAUACAUUAUUUUAUCGAACCCACAACCCUGGCGUUGCAAACGCCAUGCUCUACCAACUGAGCUACAUCCCCUGCCGGCCAUUCCCUCCCCUACCCUGGACGACGCUGGGCCAAUUGUGCGCCACCCCAUGGGUCUCCCGGUCGCGGCCGGCUACGACAGAGCCUGGAUUCGAACCAGGAUCUCUAGUGGCACAGCUAGCACUGCGAUGCAGUGCCUUAGACCACUGCGCCACUCGGGAGAGACAAAAGGCUAGCUACAAAAGGCUUUUUGUUAUAUCUUCUUUAGAACAUUUCACCGCAAUAAAUAUUGUUGAAGUCAUACUGAAUUGUUUAUCAUUUACACAUUGGUAAAUGUACUUACCAAUGCUGUACUUAUACCAGCGUUUCCCAGACUCGGUCCUGAUGACCCCAAGGGGUGCACAUUUUAGUUUUUUUCCCCUAGCGCUACACAGCUGAUUCAAAUAAUCACAGCCCAGUGAUGAGUUGAUUAUUUGAAUCUGCUGUGUAGUGCUAGGGCAAAAACCAAAAUGUGCACCCCUUGGGGUCCCCAAGACAGAGUUUGGAAAAUGCUGACUUAUACCCAUUUCAUACAGGUUUAAUUUGUCGGUGGUGUUUGUAUGUGCGUUUAAGCACUCCUCCUCUUCCCUCUCUCUCCAGCUCCAACGCAAGCCCCUCAGAGGGUACCCCUGCAUUGGGUGGAAUUGGCUGCACUCCCCAGUCGCUCCCCAAGUUCCAGCACCCCUCCCAUGAGCUGCUCAAGGAGAACGGCUUCACGCAACACGUUUACCACAAGUACCGUCGACGCUGCCUAAACGGUACGCAUAGCUACCCAUAUCUUUUUCCCUGAACAAAGAACACACACAGACUUAAUCACUCAUUCACACACUUACACAGUACAGCCAUAGCACCUUUGCCAUUUCAAAAAUUUGCCCACACCAUUUCAUAUACCUCUUCCAUUGUUCACUAUCUCCUAUUCAAAGACUAGAAAGUUAUGUCACACACGUGUCACAUUAUACUUGUGGAUAAAUAGUUAGAAACACUGCAUAUAGAAACAAUAGCUGUUGCUUACUUUGUCACACAGGUUGCAUCCCAAAUGGUCAAUGGCCUACAUAGUGCACUACUUUUGAUAAUAUAGGGAAUAGGGUGGCAUUUGGGACACAACCAUGGUGUCUGACUGACCUUUCACCCCUCUACCCCACUAAUCACAGAACGCAAGCGGUUGGGCAUCGGCCAAUCCCAGGAGAUGAACACUCUGUUCCGUUUCUGGUCAUUCUUCCUGAGGGAUCACUUCAACAGGAAAAUGUACGAGGAGUUCAGACAGCUGGUGGUGGAGGAUGGGAAGGAGGGUUACAGGUAAUGCUUGAUUUCAUUCUUUGUUUAAUACUUACCCGCCUACCAAUUAUACACAGUACUUUGAUUGUAAAGGGCCUACAGUUGAAGUCGGAAUUUUACAUACACCUUAGCCAAAUACAUUUAAACUCCGUUUUUCACAAUUCCUGACAUUCAAUCCUAAUAAAAAUUCCCUGUCUUAGGCCAGUUAGGAUCACCAGUUUAUUUUAAGAAUGUGAAAUGUCAGAAUAAUAGUAGAGAGAAUGAUUUAUUUCAGCUUUUAUUUCUUUCAUCACAUUCCCAGUGGGUCAGAGGUUUACAUACAUGCAAUUAGUAUUUGGUAGCAUUGCCUUUAAAUUGUUUAACUUGGGUCAAACGUUUUGGGUAGCCUUCCACAAGCUUCCCACAAUAAGUUGGGUGAAUUUUGUCCCAUUCCUCCUGACAGAGCUGGUGUAACUGAGUCAGGUUUGUAGGCCUCCUUGCUCGCACACGCUUUUUCAGUUCUGCCCACAGAUUUUCUAUAGGAUUGAGGUCAGGGCUUUGUGAUGGCCACUCCAAUACCUUGACUUUGUUGUCCUUAAGCCAUUUUGCCACAACUUUGGAAGAAUGCUUGGGGUCAUUGUCCAUUUGGAAGACCCAUUUGCGACCAAGCUUUAACUUCCUGACUGAUGUCUUGAGAUGUUGCUUCAAUAUAUCCACAUAAUUUUCCUUCCUCAUGGUGCCAUCUAUUUUGUGAAGUGCACCAGUCCCUCCUGCAGCAAAGCACCCCCACAGCAUGAUGCUGCCACCCCCGUGCUUCACGGUUGGGAUGGUGUUCUUCGGCUUGCAAGCGUUCCCCUUUUUCCUCCAAACAUAACGAUGGUCAUUAUGGCCAAACAGUUCUAUUUUUGUUUCAUCAGACCAGAGGACAUUUCUCCAAAAAGUACGAUCUUUGUCCCCAUAUGCAGUUGCAAACCGUAGUCUGGCUUUUUUAUGGCGGUUUUGGAGCAGUGGCUUCUUCCUUGCUGAGUGACCUUUCAGGUUAUGUCGAUAUAGGACUCAUUUUACUGUGGAUAUAGAUACUUUAGUACCUGUUUCCUCCAGCAUCUUCAGAAGGUCCUUUGUUGUUGUUCUGAGAUUGAUUUGCACUUUUCACACCAAAGUACGUUCAUCUCUAGGAGACAGAACGCGUGUCCUUCCUGAGCGGUAUGAUGGCUGUGUGGUCCCAUGGUGUUUAUACUUGCGUACUAUUGUUUGUACAGAUGAACGUGGUACCUCAGGCGUUUGGAAAUUGCUCCCAAGGAUGAACCAGACUUGUGGAGGUCUACCAUUUUUUUUCUGAGGUCUUGGCUGAUUUCUUUUGAUUUUCCCAUGAUGUCAAGCAGAGGCACUGAGUUUGAAGGUAGGCCUUGAAGUACAUCCACAGGUAUGCCUUCAAUUGACUGAAAUUAUGUCAAUUAGCCUAUCAGAAGCUUCUAAAGCCAUGACAUCAUUUUCUGAAAUUUUCCAAGGCACAGUCAACUUAGUGUAUGUAAACUUCUGACCCACUGGAAAUGUGAUACAGUGAAUUAUAAGUGAAAUAAUCUGUCUGUAAACAAUUGUUGGAAAUAUAACUUGUGUCAUGCACAAAGUAGAUGUCCUAACCGACUUGCCAAAACUAUAGUUUGUUAACAAGACAUUUGUGGAGUGGUUGAAAAAACGAGUUUUAAUGACUCCAACUUAAGUGAUGUAAACUUCUGACUUCAACUGUAAAAAUGCGUGUUGGGCAAGGAGAGUGCAAUGUGUGAAGGCUCUUGACCCGUAAAAGUAUUUGGGCCUAAAAUUGUGUUUUGAAAGGGGAGGCAACAGGGGCGUCAAUGUGUGCAGGCACUUGUUCCAGCCCUGCUCUAACACACACCUGAUUCAAUCAAGCACAGGCAUUUUUCUGCCAAUGAAAUCCUCUUAAGUCUAAACAGUGUACAAAAUUAUUUUUCAGGAUGAAAAAACACUUUCUGUGUAAGCUUAAACAACUAAAACCAGAUAUGAAGCAUGUAGAAAAGAUUACAAAAAAAAUAUAAACGCAACAUGUAAAGUGUUGGGCCCAUGUUUCAUGAGCUGAAAUAAAAGAUCCCAGAAGUUUUCCACAUGCACAAAAAGCUUAUUUCUCUCAAAUGUUGUGCAUACAUUUGUUUACAUCCCUGUUAGUGAGCAUUUCUCCUUUGCCAAGAUAAUCAAUCCACCUGACAGGUGUGGCAUAUCAAGAAGAUGAUUAAACAGCAUGAUCAUUACACAGGUGCACCUUGUGCUGGGAACAAAAGGCAACUCUAAAAUGUGCAGCUUUGUCACACAACACAAUGCCACAUAUGUCUCAAGUUUUGAGGGAGCGUGCAAUUGGCAAGCUGACUGCAGGAAUGGCCACCACAGCUGUUGCCAGAGUUUAAUGUUAAUUUAUUAACAUUAAAUUCUCUACCAUAAGCCAAUGUUGUUUUAGAGAAUUUGGCAGUAUGUCAUACCAGCCUCACAACCGAAGACCACGUGUAACCACACCAGGCCAGGACUUCCACAGCUGGCUUCUUCACCUCUCAGACCCAUCACCUGGACAGCUGAUCGAACUGUGGGUUUGCACAACCAAAUAAUUUCUGCACAAACUGUCAGAAACCGUCUCAGGGAAGCUCAUCUGCGUGGUAGUCGUCCUCACCAGGGUCUUGACCUGACUGCAGUUCGGUGUCGUAAUCGACUUCAGUGGGCAAAUGCUCACCUUCGAUGACCACUGGCACGCUGGAGAAGUGUGCUCUUCCCGGAUGAAUCCCGGUUUCAACUGUACCGGGCAGAUGGCAGACAGUGUGUAUGGCAUUGUGUGGGCGAGGGGGUUUUCUUAUGUCAACGUUGUGAACAGAGUGCCCCAUGGUGAUGGUGGGGUUAUGGUAUGGGCAGGAUUAAGCUACAGACAACGAACACAACUACAUUUUAUUGAUGGCAAUUUGAAUACACAGAGAUACCGUGAUGAGAUCACCCAUUGAGCAUGUUUGGGAUGCUCUGGAUCGACGUGUACGACAGCGUGUUCCAGUUCCCGCCAAUGUCCAGCGACUUCGCACAGCCAUUGAAGAGGAGUGGGACAACAUUCCACGGGCCACAAUCAACAACCUGAUCAACUCUGCUAAGGAGAUGUGUCGCACUGCAUGAGGCAAAUGGAGGUCACACCGGAUACUGACUGGUUUUCUGAUCUAUGCCCCUAUCAUUUUUUUAAGGUAUCUGUGACCAACAGAUGCAUAUCUGUAUUCCCAGUCAUGUGAAAUCCAUAGAUUAGGGCCUAAUUUAUUUAUUUCAAUUGACUGAUUUCCUCAUAUGAACUGUAACUCAGUCAAAUCUUUGCAUUUAUAUUUUUGUUCAGUGUAUUUUUUAAAUAAUAUAAUCUUUGAGAACUAACAAUUACCAAAAUAAAAGCUAGACAGUCAGGGUGAAUUGAAAAUUCCAAAAACAAUUAAUUUAGCAGUAUUGAUUUUAUUAUGUUUGAGCAAAAUAACACAGCAUUAGCCAUGGCAAAAUGCAUGGAAUUGCAGGAAAUUCGCUUUAAAACUGCAAACAUUUCUUUCCGCUGCAUGGAGAACUGUGUAGAAAUGCAGGAAAUUGGUUUAAAAAUGCAAUGAUUUCUCUACACUGCCAAAUUGUAUUUGAAAUUCAGCGGUGCCGACAGGCCGAUCGCGUCCAUUGCCACGCCCACCACCUAAGCCCCUUUUUGAUCCAGAUAAACCCUGCAAGCUUAGUCUUCAAUUUAGACCACCAUGUUGAAUCAGCCAUGUAACUGAUGAGUUGGAACAAAAGCCUGCACUCAUUGUGGCCUCCCGAGUACCACUACUACUGUUAGUAGUGGUACUAGUGUUAGUAGUGGUACUAGUGUUAGUAGUAGUGUUUAGUCUGCUCGACCACCACACACAGCUGAUUAAUACCUGUUGUCUGUAUUGCAGGUACGGUUUGGAGUGCCUGUUCAGGUACUACAGCUACGGACUAGAGAGGAAAUUCAGGCCAGACAUAUUCAAGGACUUCCAGGAGGAGACUAUGAAAGACUACGAAGCUGGUGAGAUGCAUCACCUAGGAAACCUCAACCGUACACAUUCACACUGCUCAAUAACUCUCAAUUUGGUUACUACUGUUCCUCCAAAAUGAGUACGUUCUGUGUCCCAAAUGGCACCAAAUUCCCCAUAUAGUGCAGUACGUUUGACCGGAGCCUUAUAUAGGGAAUAGGGUGCCGUUUGGGACGUAGCCUUAGACUUCCCCCUAACACCUGCCUGUCUCUGUGUCCCAAUCUCCCACAGGCCAGCUGUAUGGACUUGAGAAGUUUUGGGCAUUUCUUAAAUACUCCAAAAACAAGAACAUGGGUAUCGACCCUAAGCUGCAGGAGUGCCUGAGCAAUUUUAAGCGUCUCGAGGAUUUCAGAAUCGAUGUAAGUAGGGAAACCUGUCAAAGAAUGUUGUGUAAUUUUCUCUUCUACAUUUUACUACUAGGGAAACCUGUUAAAGUACAUGUUUAGACACCUUUACUACAACUUUUUCACUGCUAGCCACAUGAGUGCUAUCAUUCUUCGCCAGGCUUUUGUAGGGUCAAAGUACUGAGCAAGUGGGUUUGUUAAACAUUAAAGGGAUCCCCGUUGUUGCAUAGAGAUGUAUAGAGUUGGGGUGUAACGUUUAAAUGAAAUUGGGACCGUUAACAUUUAGAAAAAAUCCCUAACUGAAUAUAUACACACACACACUACCGGUCAAAAGUUUUAGAACACCUACUCAUUCAAGGGUUUUUCUUUAUUUUUACUAUUUUCUACAUCAAAACUAUGAAAUAACAUAUAUGGAAUCAUGUAGUAACCAAAAAAGUUUUAAACAAAUAAAAAAAUAUUGUAUAUUUGAGAUUCUUCAAAGUAGCCACCCUUUGCCUUGAUGACAGCUUUGCACACACUUGGCACUCUUGCAUUUCAAUUAACAGGUGUGCCUUGUUAAAAGUUAAUUUGUGGAAUUUCUUUCCUUCUUAAUGGGUUUGAGCCAAUCAGUCGCAAGAACAGCUCAAAUAAGCAAAGAGAAACGACAGCCCAUCAUUACUUUAAGACAUGAAGGUCAGUCAAUACGGAACAUUUCAAGAACUUUGAAAGUUUCUUCAAGUGCAGUCGCAAAAACCAUCAAGCGCUAUGAUGAAACUGGCUCUCAUGAGGACCAGCCUCAGAAAUUGCAGCCCAAAUAAAUGCUUUACAGAGUUCAAGUCACAGACACCUCAACAUCAACUGUUCAGAGGGGACUGUGUGAAUCAGGCCUUCAUGGUCGAAUUGCUCUAAAGAAACCACUAUUAAAAGGAUACCAAUAAGAAGAAGAGACCUGCUUGUGCCAAGAAACACGAGCAAUGGACAUUAGACUGGUGGAUGUCUGUCCUUUGGUCUGGAGUCCAAAUUGGAGAUGUUUGGUUCCAACCGCCAUGUCUUUGUGAGACGCGGUGUGGGUAAACGGAUGAUUUCCGCAUGUGUAGUUCCCCCCCCCACCCACCUUUUCCCAACACAACUGAUUGGCUGAAACACAUUAAGAAGGAAAGAAAUUCCACAAAUUAACUUUUAACAAGGCACACCUGUUAAUUGAAAUGCAUUCCAGGUGACUACCUCAUGAAGCUGGUUGAGAGAAUUCCAAGAGUGUGCAAAGCUGUCAAGGCAAAGCGUGGCUAUUUGAAGAAUCUCAAAUAUAAAAUAUAUUUUGAUUUGAUUAACACUAAUUUGGUUACUACAUGAUUCCAUAUGUGUUAUUUCAUAGUUUUGAUGUCUUCACUAUUGUUCUACAAUGUAAAAAAUUAUGAAAAACCCUUGAAUAAGUAGGUGUGUCCAAACUUUUGACUUGUAGUGUACAUACAUAGAGUGGCUUGCGAAAGUAUUCACCCCCCUUGGCAUUUUUCCUAUUUUGUUGCCUUACAACCUGGAAGGCAAUACUUUGUAGAGACAUCUUUUGCAGCAAUUACAGCUGCAAGUCUCUUGGGGUAUGUCUCUAUAAGCUUGGCACAUCUAGCCACUGGGAUUUUUUCCCAUUCUUCAAGGCAAAACUGCUCCAGCUCCUUCAAGUUGGAUGGGUUCCGCUGGUGUACAGCAAUCUUUAAGUCAUACCACAGAUUCUCAAUUGGAUUGAGGUCUGGGCUUUGACUAGGCAAUUCCAAGACAUUUACAGUGGGGGAAAAAAGUAUUUAGUCAGCCACCAAUUGUGCAAGUUCUCCCACUUAAAAAGAUGAGAGAGGCCUGUAAUUUUCAUCAUAUGUACACGUCAACUAUGACAGACAAAAUGAGAAAAAAAAUCCAGAAAAUCACAUUGUAGGAUUUUUUAUGAAUUGAUGUGCAAAUUAUGGGGGAAAAUAAGUAUUUGGUCAAUAACAAAAGUUUCUCAAUACUUUGUUAUAUACCCUUUGUUGGCAAUGACACAGGUCAAACGUUUUCUGUAAGUCUUCACAAGGUUUUCACACACUGUUGCUGGUAUUUUGGCCCAUUCCUCCAUGCAUAUCUCCUCUAGAGCAGUGAUGUUUUGGGGCUGUCGCUGGGCAACACGGACUUUCAACUCCCUCCAAAGAUUUUCUAUGGGGUUGAGAUCUGGAGACUGGCUAGGCCACUCCAGGACCUUGAAAUGCUUCUUACGAUGCCACUCCUUCGUUGCCCGGGCGGUGUGUUUGGGAUCAUUGUCAUGCUGAAAGACCCAGCCACAUUUCAUCUUCAAUGCUCUUGCUGAUGGAAGGAGGUUUUCACUCAAAAUCUCACGAUACAUGGCCCCAUUCAUUCUUUCCUUUACACGGAUCAGUCGUCCUGGUCCCUUUGCAGAAAAACAGCCCCAAAGCAUGAUGUUUCCACCCCCAUGCUUCACAGUAGGUAUGGUGUUCUUUGGAUGCAACUCAGCAUUCUUUGUCCUCCAAACACGACGAGUUGAGUUUUUACCAGAAAGUUCUAUUUUGGUUUCAUCUGACCAUAUGACAUUCUCCCAAUCCUCUUCUGGAUCAUCCAAAUGCACUCUAGCAAACUUCAGACGGGCCUGGACAUGUACUGGCUUAAGCAGGGGGACACGUCUGGCACUGCAGGAUUUGAGUCCCUGGCGGCGUAGUGUGUUACUGAUGGUAGGCUUUGUUACUUUGGUCCCAGCUCUCUGCAGGUCAUUCACUAGGUCCCCCAUGUGGUUCUGGGAUUUUUGCUCACCGUUCUUGUGAUCAUUUUGACCCCACGGGGUGAGAUCUUGCGUGGAGCCCCAGAUCGAGGGAGAUUAUCAGUGGUCUUGUAUGUCUUCCAUUUCCUAAUAAUUGCUCCCACAGUUGAUUUCUUCAAACCAAGCUGCUUACCUAUUGCAGAUUCAGUCUUUCCAGCCUGGUGCAGGUCUACAAUUUUGUUUCUGGUGUCCUUUGACAGCUCUUUGGUCUUGGCCAUAGUGGAGUUUGGAGUGUGACUGUUUGAGGUUGUGGACAGGUGUCUUUUAUACUGAUAACAAGUUCAAACAGGUGCCAUUAAUACAGGUAACGAGUGGAGGACAGAGGAGCCUCUUAAAGAAGAAGUUACAGGUCUGUGAGAGCCAGAAAUCUUGCUUGUUUGUAGGUGACCAAAUACUUAUUUUCCACCAUAAUUUGCAAAUAUAUUCAUUAAAAAUCCUACAAUGUGAUUUUCUGGAUUUUUUUUCUUCUCAAUUUGUCUGUCAUAGUUGACGUGUACCUAUGAUGAAAAUUACAGGCCUCUCAUCUUUUUAAGUGGGAGAACUUGCACAAUUGGUGGCUGACUAAAUACUUUUUUCCCCCACUGUAAAUGUUUCCCCUUAAACCACUCAAGUGUUGCUUUAGCAGUAUGCUUAGGGUCAUUGUCCUGCUGGAAGGUGAACCUCCAUCCCAGUCUCAAAUCUCUGGAAGACUGAAACAGGUUUCCCUCAACAAUUUCCCUGUAUUUAGUGCCAUCCAUCAUUCCUUCAAUUCUAACCAGUUUCCCAGUCCCUGCUGAUGAAAAACAUCCCCACAGCAUGAUGCUGCCACCACCAUGCUUCACUGUGGGGAUGGUGUACUCGGGGUGAUGAGAGGUGUUGGGUUUGCGCCAGACCUAGCGUUUUCCUUGAUCGCCAAAAAGCUCAAUUUUAGUCUCAUCUGACCAGAGUACCUUCUUCCAUAUGUUUGGGGAGUCUCCCACAUGCCUUUUGGCGAACACCAAACGUGUUUGCUUAUUUUUUUCUUAAAGCAAUGGCUUUUUUCUGGCAACUCUUCCGUAAAGUCCAGCUCUGUGGAGUGUAUGGCUUAAAGUGGUCCUAUGAGCAGAUACUCCAAUCUCCACUGUGGAGCUUUGCAUCUCCUUCAGGGUUACCUUUGGUCUCUUUGUUGCCUCUCUGAUUAAUGCCCUCCUUAAACUGGUCCGUGAGUUUUGGUGGGCGGCCCUCUCUUGGCAGGUUUGUUGUGGUGCCAUAUUCUUUCCAUUUUUUAAUAAUGGAUUUAAUGGUGCUCCGUGGGAUGUCAAAGUUUCUGAUAUUUUUUCAGAACCCAACCCUGAUCUGUACUUCUCCACAACUUUGUCCCUGACCUGUUUGGAGAGCUCCUUGGUCUUCAUGGUACCGCUUGCUUGGUGGUGCCCCUUGCUUAGUGGUGUUGCAGACUCUGGGGCCUUUCAGAACAGGUGUAUACAGUUGAAGUCGGAAGUUUACAUACACAUAGGUUGGAGUCAUUAAAACUAGUUUUCAACCACUCCACUAAUUUCUUGUUAACAAACUAUAGUUUUGGCAAGUCGGUUAGGACAUCUACUUUGUGCAUGAUACAAGUAAUUUUUCCAACAAUUGUUUACAGACAGAUUAUUUCACUUAUAAUUCACUGUAUCACAAUUGCAGUGUGUCAGAAGUUUACAUACACUCAGUUUACUGUGCCUUUAAAAAGCUUGGAAAAAGAUGUCAUGGCUUUAGAAACGUCUGAUAGGCUAAUUGACAUCAAUUGUAUUUCAAGGCCUACCUUCAAACUCAGUGUCUCUUUGCUUGACAUCAUGGGAAAAUCAAAAGAAAUCAGCCAAGACCUCAGAAAUCUGGUUCAUCCUUGGGAGCAAUUUCCAAACGCCUGAAGGUAACACGUUCAUCUGCACAAACAAUAGUACGCAAGUAUAAACACCAUGGGACCACGCAGCCGUCAUACCGCUCAGGACGGAGACGCGUUCUGUCUCCUAGAGAUGAACGUACUUUGGUGCGAAAAGUGCAAAUCUAUCCCAGAACAACAGCAAAGGACCUUGUGAAAAUGCUGGAGGAAACAGGUACAAAAAUAUCUAUAUCCACAGUAAAACGAGUCCUAGAUCGACAUAACCUGAAAGGCCGCUCAGAAAGGAAGAAGCCACUGCUCCAAAACCGCAAUUAAAAAAGACAAUACGGUUUGCAACUGCACAUGGGGACAAAGAUCGUACUUUUUGGAGAAAUGUCCUCUGGUCUGAUGAAACAAAAAUAGAACUGUUUGGCCAUAAUGACUAUUGUUAUGUUUGGAGGAAAAAGGGGAAGGGUUGCAAGCCGAAGAACACCGUCCCAACCGUGAAGCACGGGGGUGGCAGCAUCAUGCUGUGGGGGUGCUUUGCUGCAGGAGGGACUGGUGCACUUCACAAAAUAGAUGGCAUCAUGAGGAAGGAAAAUGAUGUGGAUAUAUUGAAGCAACAUCUCAAGACAUCAGUCAGGAAGUUACAGCUUGGUCGCAAAUGGAUCUUACAUAUAGACAAUGACCCCAAUCAUACUUCCAAAGUUGUGGCAAAAUGGCUUAAGGACAACAAAGUCAAGGUAUUGGAGUGGCCAUCACAAAGCCCUGACCUUAAUCCUAUAGAAAGUGUGUGGGCAGAACAGAAAAAGCGUGUGCGAGCAAGGAGGCCUACAAACCUGACUCAGUUACACCAGCUCUGUCAGGAGGAAUGGGCCAAAAUUCACCCAACUUAUUGUGGGAAGCUUGUGGAAGGCUACCCAAAACGUUUGACCCAAGUUAAACAAUUUAAAGGCAAUGCUACCAAAUACUAAUUGAGUGUAUGUAAACUUCUGACCCACUGGGAAUGUGAUGAAAGAAAUAAAAGCUGAAAUAAAUCAUUCUCUCUACUAUUAUUCUGACAUGUCACAUUCUUAAAAUAAAGUGGUGAUCCUAACUGACCUAAAACAGGAAAUUUGUACUAGGAUUAAAUGUCAGGAAUUGUGAAAAACUGAGUUUAAAUGUAUUUGGCUAAGGUGUAUGUAAACUUCUGACUUCAACUGUAUAUACUGAGAUCAUGUGACACUUAGAUUGCACACUGGUGGACUUUAUUUAACUAAUUAUGUGACUUCUGAAGGUAAUUGGUUGCACCAGAUCUUAUUUAGGGGCUUCAUAGCAAAGGGGGUGAAUACAUAUGCACGCACCAGUUAUUUUUUUCAUUUCUCUUCACCAAUUUGGACAAUUUUGUGUAUGUCCAUUACAUGAAAUCAAAAUAAAAUUCCAUUUAAAUUACAGGUUGUAAUGCAAUAAAAUUGGAAAAACGCCAAGGGGGAUGAAUAAUUUUGCAAGGCACAUACAUACAUACAGUUGAAGUCGGAAGUUAACAUACACCUUAGCCAAAUACAUUUAAACACAGUUUUUCACAAUUCCUGACAUUUAAUCCUGUCUUUGGUCAGUUAGGAUAACCACUUUAUUUUAAGAAUGUGAAAUUCACCAGUGAAUAACAACGCUUAGGCCUCCACUUCCAGCUUAGACAUACUAUAUACAUUUUAUGGACACAUUCAAUUUUACAAUAGUUCUAUUUUGUUUGUUUUUACUCCUGAACUUCCUCUACCCUCAGCCUCUCCAAUCAUUUUCAUGAUGUCCAUCCAGUUUGCUUCUAUAUGCCAUGUCUUUCACAAAAGUUCUAUAUUCUCAUUGUUUCUACAGAUUGUAAAUUGAAAAUAAACAUGUUUGCUAAAAGUAUUAUUAUAUUAUUGAUCGCUUGACUAUGACUUUUCAGAUCACCCAGUAGUGCUAUCUGCAGUUUUAGCUCCAGGUAAAUAUUGCAAUUCUUCAGCCAUUCCUGGACCUGUGACCAAAAACAAGCUACAAAUGGACAAUACCAAAACAAAUGAUCUAAUGUUUUGUACUUUGUUGAAGUAUCCUCGAGUCUUCUUGUGUAUGAUGCUUCAAGCUUGGCACACCUGUAUUUGGGGAGUUUCUCCCAUUCUUCACACCAGACCCUCUCAAGCUCUGUCAGGUUGGAUGGGGAGUGUCGCUACACAGCUAUUUUCAGAUCUCUCCAGAGAUGUUCGAUCGGGUUCAAGUCCGGGCUCUGGCUGAGCGACUCAAGGACAUUGAGGCUUGUCCCGAAGCCACUCCUGCAUUGUCUUGGCUGUGUGCUUAGGGUCAUUGUCCUUUGGAAGGUCAACCACCUGUUUUCAUCAAGGAUCUUUCUGUACUUUGCUCCAUUCAUCUUUGCCUUGAUCCUGACUAGUCUCCCAGUCCCUGCCGCUGAAUAACAUCCCCACAGCAUGAUGCUGCCACCACCGUAGGAAUGGUGCCAGGUUUCCUCCAGACGUGACGCUUGGCAUUCAGGCCAGAGAAUCUUGUUUCUCAUGGUUUGAGAGUCCUUUAGGUGCCUUUUGGCAAACUCCAAGCGGGCUGUCGUGCCUUUUACUGAGGAGUGGCUUCUGUCUGGCCGCUCUACCAUAAAGGCCUGAUUGGUGGAGUGCUGCAGAGAUGGUUGUCCUUCUGGAAGGUUCUCCCAUCUCCACAGAGGAACUCUAGAGCUCUGUCAGAGUGACCAUAGGGUUCUUGGUCACCUCCCUGACCAAGGCCCUUCUCCCCCGAUUGCUCAGUUUGGCCGGACGGCCAGCUCUAGGAAAAGUCUUGGUGGUUCCAAGCUUCUUCCAUUUAAGAAUGAUGGAGGCUACUGUGUUCUUGGGAACCUUCAAUGCUGCCUACAUUCUUUGGUACCCUUCCCCAGAUCUGUGCCUCGACACAAUCCUGUCUCGGAACUCUACGGGCAAUUCCUUCGACCUCAUGGCUUGGCUGUUGCUCUGACAUGCACUGUCAACUGUGGGACUUUAUAUAGACAGGUGGGUGCCUUUCCAAAUCAUGUCCAAUCAAUUGAAUUUACCACAGGUGGACUCUAAUCAAGUUGUAGAAACAUCUCAAGGAUGAUGAAUGGAAACCGGAUUCACCUGACCUCAAUUUCGAGUCUCAUAGCAAAGGGCCUGAAUACUUAUGUAAAUAAGGUAUUUCCGUUUUUCUUUUCUUUUUGCAAAAAUUUCGAAAAAACCGUUUUUGCUUUGUCAUUAUGGGGUACUGUGUGUAGAUUGAUGAGGAUUUGUAUUUAUUUAAUCCAUUUUAGAACAAGGCUGUAACGUAACAAAAUGAGGAAAAAGUCAAGGGGUCUGAAUACUUUCCGAAUGCACUGUAUCUACAUCAAUUUCCUCGUACACCUGCACAUCGACUCAGUACUGGUACCCCGUGUAUAUAGCCAAGGUAUCGUUACUCAUGUUGUAUGUAUUUAUUAUUAUUAUUGAUAAUUUUUCUAUAAUUUGUCUCUCUACAUUGUUGGGAAGGGGCCCGUAAGUAAUUAUUUCACUGUUAGUCUACACCUGUUGUUUACGAAGCAUGUAACAAAUACAAUUAGAUUUUGAUGUCAUAGCUGACACCCCAUCUUUUAAUCUUAUUUCGAAGCAGAUAUUUAACGAAGUUUUGGGAAAAACGUGGUCGCAUAAAAACUGAGGGAGAUUUUACCACACUGCAAUCUGCACAGUUCAUCCAGUAAAUGUGUUUUUGUGAAAUGUUCUGUGUAAAUUGUUCAAAGUAGUCCUUGUGCAUAGAGUUAUAUGCUUUGUUAAACUUUGAAAUUAAUGGUUUUUGUUUGGCAUAGAUUUUAAAGUGAAAGAUCUGAGUCAGUGUAAUUCCGUUAACGUGGAAUUGUCCUUAGAGAACGUCUGUAGAGCCCCAGUCAAUCCCACAUCUCACCAUUUUCCUUCAUUGCAGCCCCCGAUGGAGGAGGGAGGCCGCAAGAGACACUCAUCCAGCGGAGAUGGUUGCCGCCGCCACCCCUCCCAAGGCUCCAGCCGCCCCCACAGCCAAAGUGGCAUCAGCCCAGCCCCGUUUGCCCAGGCCCCAGCCAGGGAUGAUGCCAAAAACAGCAGCCAGAGCCAGCGACCUGCAGCCCGGGCCCCGGCAACCACAUCAGACGCCCAGCCACCAAAGUAA
Molecule: messenger RNA, 48083 nt
Organism: Coregonus sp. 'balchen'
Lineage: Eukaryota; Metazoa; Chordata; Actinopteri; Salmoniformes; Salmonidae
Source: the annotation of a GenBank genome assembly